AUGUCACAAGUGGCCUCACUAGUGGUGAUCCCGGUGAGUGCCAAGUUCACCUCUCUGUGACCCCAUUUCCCUUCCUGUUGGCUGGUAUUCAACGCAACAUCGCUGUAAAUACCACCAGCAGCAGGGACAGUCACACAUAGUGAUGAUGGUCAGGAAUCUAGCCUGUAAAUCACAUCCAGUAGUAGACAGAUCACACACACAAGCGUCCUAAGCAUGCUUGAGCUGUCAAGAUGUUCACAUUUUUCAUUGGCAUUUGAUUUGAUAGGCUGUACCUCUAACUGGGUUAGAAGGAGGAUAAUCUUAGUAUGUAACACAUUUAUAGUUCUGGCCUAGAUUCUGAUUGAGGAGACAAGUUACUUCUGUCCCUGUUGUUCUGAAAUAGUCUUUGAGAAACGAUAGACCCAUUCUCUGGAUAAGAUUUUAUGAAUUGGGACUGAAACACUGUCAUUACGCUGAACACAUUUACUAAUGUAUGGUAGUGAGAGGCUUUCAAUCCCCUAUUCAUUGCACAAAUGAGUCAUAUUAUUGACUGUUAUCGCCAGAGACCUUGACAAGGAUAAUUAGGUGGGCAUGGGUGAGUUAAUGAUGCUGAGGCCUCUGUCGUGUACUCCAAUGCCUGAGGAGGAGUGCUACUCUGCUCAAUCUCCUCCCUGUUCAUGAUUGACUGUCGGAGACAUCAAAAUAGAAUGAGAAUAUGUGGCUUUUUUAACCUCUUCAUUCAAAGUGGUCAUUACAUAGCAUACAAGAUCAAGCUUGGCCUUUAUGAGCACUGUUGUGUGGGAAGCUACCACUCCAGCCCUUCGAAGUGUAGCCUAGUUUGAGAUGUACAAGGAAGUUUUCAGUAAUUUCUACCAUUGUCCCCUCCAUCUCUAAGUCAUUUCUGAGGUAAAAUGGUUGGACUUCUACAGAUGAAAUUGCUGAUUUUAUCUGUUAUGUAAUGCGGUCAUUCAAACCACUGGUUUAAACCCAUGCAUCCUAUUUCAGUGGCUGAGGACUUCAUGGAAAUGAACACCACUUUAAAGAGUAGUCGCUCGCUGUUGAGAGAGGACAAAAUGCUUAGCCAGAGACUGGAUGCCUGAACAGCGUAGAGGUGUGUGGUGCUUUGAAUGUAAACUACAGGUAUUAGAAAUGGCAUGUUCAACAGUAGAUUUUUGAUGUAGCUGGAAGUCCUGCAUCAGACAGGUAGUCAAUUCUUCACUGACAUCUCUCUGCAGUAGCUGGCCUAGAUGUACAGAUGCUAAGGUGUUUGAUGGGCUUGUGCUGACAACCACACUUUCAGCCCUGAUGAGCCUUGUCACUCUCCAACGGCUACUUUUCACCCAAAUUGAAUAACUCACUGUUACCAAGUGAUUGCCUUUGCCCUGGUUUUGCAAGAGUGCUCCAGGCUCUGUUACCUUGACCCUUGCCUCUGGUUCGCCUUAUCUCCGCUACACCCUAAAGCUGGUAUCUGACUGAGACAUUAAUAUCUGGUACUGCAGGGCAUAAUAUUAAUGUAUUAUUUUGGGGUAUUGCUGUCUGACUUGUCUGCCUGUUUCUCCUGUAUUAGGUGCUGGCCUGGUUCGAGGAGGGAGAGGAGACCAUCACAGCCUUCGUGGAGCCUUUUGUAAUUUUGCUGAUUCUAAUAGCAAAUGCCAUCGUGGGUGUCUGGCAGGUAAGCAGAUCUUUUACAACCUUUUUUCUUUUAAUAUGGUCAACUUAGAUUUUUCUUAGUUUGAUAGACUGUCCCACGCUAAGAGGGAUAUAAUUAAUAGUAGUAGGCCUAGCUUAUGAUAGGAUCAGGCCAUAUCUAGAGAUAACUGAUUGCCUCACUCACUGUAAAUUGAGGGAAUUGAUUGUGUGCAUGAGGAAGAAACUGAAAUUAUGUAGAAAUUGUAGCAAAGCUGUUUUUGCCCCUGGCUGGUUUAAUGACAGUUUCUUAGUCACUCCAGUCAGUGACAACCAUUAGUUGCCUGUGAUUGGUCACUGAGCUGGUCCCCCUGAUGGCAGGGUUUGGAUGCUAGGAAGAGGGUUUGGAGGGAUCCCUGUGGAUGUCCUCUUGCCAGUUAAACGCCUGCCUGCCCAAACAAUCCUCGGGGAGAGAAAAUGCCAUGAACAAAAAGACAGUUAAAAAUAGAACCAAGCUUAGAGCGGAACCAGAGGCUAUUCUUCUCAGUCCUUUAUGACGCAGGAGAAUGAAGAUAUACACUGGGCAUAUAGCUAGGCCUAUACAGUGAGGGAAAAAAGUAUUUGAUCCCCUGCUGAUUUUGUACGUUUGCCCACUGACAAAGAAAUUAUCAGUCUAUAAUUUUAAUGGUAGGUUUAUUUGAACAGUGAGAGACAGAAUAACAACAAAAAAAUCCAGAAAAACGCAUGUAAAAAAUGUUAUAAAUUGAUUUGCAUUUUAAUGAGGGAAAUAAGUAUUUGACCCCUCUGCAAAACAUGACUUAGUACUUGGUGCUAAAACCCUUGUUGGCAAUCAGAGGUCAGACGUUUCUUGUAGUUGGCCACCAGGUUUGCACACAUCUCAGGAGGGAUUUUGUCCCACUUCGAGGCUGAUGUUUGGCAACUCGAACCUUCAGCUCCCUCCACAGAUUUUCUAUGGGAUUAAGGUCUGGAGACUGGCUAGGCCACUCCAGGACCUUAAUGUGCUUCUUCUUGAGCCACUCCUUUGUUGCCUUAGCCGAGUGUUUUGGGUCAUUGUCAUGCUGGAAUACCCAUCCAUGACUUUUUUCCCUCACUGUAUGUAGCUAUCCACAUUUAAAGCCGUAGUCAUUCAGUUUAGAAGUUAGUCAGUCGGUUGAAUCAUGGCUGUGUAAUGGUGUUGCCUGCCGAGUGCAUUAACUGUUGCUCAAGGGUACUACACAAUGUGAUUAGCCUAUACAUCUCUUAUACAGUUUGAUUGAUCAACUUAAUUAAAGAUUAGUGAUCCGAGAACCAUUAUUCUUGCCUACUCAUUGCUGACUGUAUCAAGUGGAAAAGUAAUUCACUGCAUAGUCCUCCCCUGGAGCACUGUGUGUGCAGUUCUACAGAACAUGGUUUUGAUGGAUUUCAGUCCAUCCUCCUUGACUCAUUCUAGUUCUUCUCUCCACUGCUCAUGGGACUAGCACAAUGGUAGUGUGAGGUCACCCCCACACUAUGCAGUAGUACAGUGGGAUCCUCACAUGAAAGGUGUGACAUAAACACAAUGAAUUCAGCCAUCCCUAUUGUGUUACGGGACAUUCAGAUUAGUUCCUAUACUCUAGCAGGACUGUUGUCAUCAAUAUGUGCGUCGGGGGAGUUCUCUGACACACCUGUGCUGCUGCUGAUGUCUGUCUCGAAGGGAUGAAUCAUGUUUAAUGAGCUUUGAAGUUUUAUAACUUGCAAACCCAGGUCUCCCAGCCCCAGCUGUUCAAACAAGCUUGUGCCACUGAUGGCACUGUUAAAACCAAGCCAGAAAAAACACUGGAAACCUACAGAUGUACUGCAAGAAUUGUGGAAGAUAUAUGAUUCCAUAUAGUCACUCUCUCUAGAUUACGUUUAAAAUUUUAGUCAUUUAGCAGACGCUCUUAUCCAGAGUGAGUGCAUUUUUUUUUUCAUACUGGCCCCCCGUGGGAAUCGAACCCACAACCCUGGCGUUGCAAGCGCCAUGCUCUACCAACUGAGCUACACAAUAAGUUUUACUUUUUAGCUCCCAGUGUCAAGAAAUCCCUAGAUGCAGAGGGGGAUGGAGUUGGAUAGUGAAAGCCUAUAUUAAGUUGUCAUUGUAAAACUCCAGAUCUAACUAGAUAACUCUCCCAAUUCAGGCUAAAGAUAGAGCAAGCAUCCCACUGGAGUCCCCAGGCCAGGAGCAGAGAGAAAAUAGGUCUUAUUUUCCCUCCCUGCCUUCGUUCAUUUCUCACUCAUGCAGAAACCCUCGUCCCACGUUCUCCUCCUUGGUUUUAUUUUAGUCUCCAUUCAUUACUCUGACUGGCCUGAGAUGCCCCCCCCCCCCACCCCCCCUCCCCCUCCACUCACAUGCCAAGUUUUCCCUCCUCACUCUUGGGUCCUUUUAGGGGUAAAAAAAUAAAAAAGCUCGAUGGCACAACCUGUAUGGUUGUACGGGUAUGUCUCUCUGCUUGUGGUUUCCUCUAGACUUCUGGCUUAUCCCAAGGGGUUAAAGUGGCAGGUCAUCGACAGGAGGUGGAUUAUUGAUUUGGCUGUGUGCACCUUUGUUGCUGGAGCAGGCUUGGAGGCACACAGCCUAAUUACCUUUCUGCUCGGUUUCUUUUUCAAUCCGAGUCGGAGCAGAGGCAGGAGAAGAUCGCCGCUCGAUGGGCACAGGGACUCCUAGCACCCGCCAUGCACAUGGCAACAAGAUUUAGAGGCCCAUAAAAGACCACAGUAAAUAAUGCCGGGUGUCACUCGGCAACCGGGUCAGCUACAGGCGAGUUAGUGUAGGGGGACAGUAGUAAUGGCUUAACAGUAAAGGUUUACUGUGUUCUAAAUGUAUUAUCAUAUGGUGUCUAUUUCGCGCUUGGCACCUGUAUCUUAGAAAUUGACAGAUUGAGUCACAGGCUAAGGUUGUGGAGAGGUGAUUAGAUGACUAGAAAGAGUGUCCUGUUGGGCAGAUGUCCACCCACACCCGGAAGGAGUCCCAUUGAAGCAGGUCCAUACAGUUUGUCUGUUUAGUUAGUUAUACCUUUUUGGUCAAUGGUGUCAUUGACCACUGGAGUUUAGUACAGAGCAGUCUUUCUUGCCAUAUGGCUUUUACAUCCUGCCAAACAGUGGAUUUCUAAUAUAUUCCUUAACCAACAUAAUGAAAUCUUUCUCUAGCCAUAGAACCAUGUGGUGAGUCGUUCUAUUCAGAAUACACCCUGGUUACUGUGGCUAGGACAAACCUCUAAUCGAGAGCUAAGUAUUUUUCUUAAUGUGCAGGAUGUAAAUGAGAUUACCCACAUUUCAAAAAGACUCAUUGUAAUGGUUAUGGUCAAUAAUAUCAAAGGCUGCACUGAAAUUUAACAGUACAGGUCCCACAAGCUUAUUAUCAAUUUAUUUCAACCAAUCAUCAGUAAUUUGUGUCAGUGCAGUACAUGUUGAAUGCCCUUCUCUAUAAGCAUGCUGGAAGUCUGUUCAUUUGUUUACAGAGAAAUAGCAUUGUAUUUGGUCAAACACCAUUUUUUCCAACAGUUUGCUAAGCGCUUGGCAGCAAGCUGAUAGGUCUGCUGUUAGAACCAUUAAAGGCCGCUUUACCACUCUUGGGUAGCGGAAUGACUUUGGCUUCCCUCCAGACCUGAGGACAAAGACUUUCCUCUAGGCUCAGAUUAAAUAUAUUACAGAUAUGAGUGGCUAUAGAGUCAGCUACCAUCCUCAGUAGCUUUCCAUCUAAAUUGUCAAUUCCAGGAGGUUUAUUGAUCGCUAACAAUAAUUUUUCCACCUCUCCCACACUAACUUUACAAAAUUCUAACUUACAAUGCUUUUCUUUUAUUAUUAUUAUUAUUUUUAUAUAUGAAUGAUGGCUCACCGUUCGUUGUUGUCAUUUCCUGCCUAAGUUUGCCCACUUUGCCAAUGAAGUUAUCAUAAAAAUAAUUGGGAACAUCAAAUGGUUUUGUGAUGAAUAAGCCACCUGAGUCAUUUUAAAGUACUCAAGUUGUUUUUCCAUCAUUCUUUAUAUCAUUGAUCUUGGCUUCAUAAUACAGUUUCAUCUUCUUUUUGUUGAGUUUAGUCACAUUUUCUCAAUUUGUAGUAAGUCAGAUGUGCAGCCAGACUUAUUAGGCACUCCUUUUGCCUCAUCUCUUUCAACCAUACAGUUUUUCAAUUCCUCAUCAAUCCAUGGAGCCGUAACAGUUCUAACAGUCAGUUUCUUAACAGGUGCAUGUUUAUCAAUAAUUGGAAGAAACAAUUUGUGCAGCAUCUGGAUGCUCCUUAUUAAUCACAUCAGAGCAACAAAUAUUUUUAACAUCAUCCACUGGAGCUGGAUCCAAUGGGUAUGGCUACGGCUUUAGAACAAAGUUCUAUAGUAUUAGUAAAAAUGUUAUCAAAACAUGUAGAUGAUCUUGUUCCUGUAGUGUUUGUAAACACCCAGGUAGGUUGAUUUAAUAACCUGAACCAGGUUACAGGCACUAUAUAUACAGUGGGGAAAAAAAGUAUUUAGUCAGCCACCAAUUGUGCAAGUUCUCCCACUUAAAAAGAUGAGAGGCCUAUAAUUUUCAUCAUAUGUACACGUCAACUAUGACAGACAAAAUGAGAAGAAAACAAUCCAGAAAAUCACAUUGUAGGAUUUGUAAUGAAUUUAUUUGCAAAUUAUGGUGGAAAAUAAGUAUUUGGUCAAUAACAAAAGUUUCUCAAUACUUUGUUAUAUACCCUUUGUUGGCAAUGACACAGGUUAAACGUUUUCUGUAAGUCUUCACAAGGUUUUCACACACUGUUGCUGGUAUUUUGGCCCAUUCCUCCAUGCAGAUAUCCUCUAGAGCAGUGAUGUUUUGGGGCUGUCGCUGGGCAACACAGACUUUCAACUCCCUCCAAAGAUUUUCUAUGGGGUUGAGAUCUGGAGACUGGCUAGGUCACUCCAGGACCUUGAAAUGCUUCUUACGAAGCCACUCCUUCGUUACCCGGGCGGUGUGUUUGGGAUCAUUGUCAUGCUGAAAGACCCAGCCACGUUUCAUCUUCAAUGCCCUUGCUGAUGGAAGGAGGUUUACACUCAAAAUCUCACGAUACAUGGCCCCAUUCAUUCUUUCCUUUACACGGAUCAGUCGUCCUGGUCCCUUUGCAGAAAAACAGCCCCAAAGCAUGAUGUUUCCACCCCCAUGCUUCACAGUAGGUAUGGUGUUCUUUGGAUGCAACUCAGCAUUCUUUGUCCUCCAAACACGACAAGUUGAGUUUUUACCAAAAAGUUAUAUUUUGGUUUCAUCUGACCAUAUGACAUUCUCCCAAUCCUCUUCUGGAUCAUCCAAAUGCACUCUAGCAAACUUCAGACGGGCCUGGACAUGUACUGGCUUAAGCAGGGGGACACGUCUUGCACUGCAGGAUUUGAGUCCCUUGGCGGCGUAGUGUGUUACUGAUGGUAGGCUUUGUUACUUUUGUCCCAGCUCUCUGCAGGUCAUUCACUAGGUCCCCCCGUGUGGUUCUGGGAUUUUUGCUCACCGUUCUUGUGAUCAUUUUGACCCCACGGGGUGAGAUCUUGCGUGGAGCCCCAGAUCGAGGGAGAUUAUCAGUGGUCUUGUAUGUCUUCCAUUUCCUAAUAAUUGCUCCCACAGUUGAUUUCUUCAAACCAAGCAGCUUACCUAUUGCAGAUUCAGUCUUCCCAGCCUUUUGACAGCUAUUUGGUCUUGGCCAUAGUGGAGUUUGGAGUGUGACUGUUUGAGGUUGUGGACAGGUGUCUUUUAUACUGAUAACAAGUUCAAACAGGUGCCAUUAAUACAAGUAACGAGUGGAGGACAGAGGAGCCUCUUAAAGAAGAAGUUACAGGUCUGUGAGAGCCAGAAAUCUUGCUUGUUUGUAGGUGACCAAAUACUUAUUUUCCACCAUAAUUUGCAAAUAAAUUCAUAAAAAAUCCUACAAUGUGAUUUUCUGGAUUUUUUUUUCUCAAUUUGUCUGUCAUAGUUGACGUGUACCUUUGAUGAAAAUUACAGGCCUCUCAUCUUUUUAAGUGGGAGAACUUGCACAAUUGGUGGCUGGCUAAAUACUUUUUUCCCCCACUGUAUGUACAGUGAGGGGAAAAAAGUAUUUGAUCCCCUGCUGAUUUUGUACGUUUGCCCACUGACAAAAAUGUUCAGUCUAUAAUUUUAAUGGUAGGUUUAUUUGAACAGUGAGAGACAGAAUAACAACAAAAAAAUCCAGAAAAACCCAUGUCAAAAAUGUUAUAAAUUGAUUUGCAUUUUAAUGAGGGAAAUAAGUAUUUGACCCCUCUGCAAAACAUUACUUAGUACUUGGUGGCAAAACCCUUGUUGGCAAUCACAGAGGUCAGACGUUUCUUGUAGUUGGCCACCAGGUUUGCACACAUCUCAGGAGGGAAUUUGUCCCACUCCUCUUUGCAGAUCUUCUCCAAGUCAUUAAGGUUUCGAGGCUGACGUUUGGCAACUCGAACCUUCAGCUCCCUCCACAGAUUUUCUAUGGGAUUAAGGUCUGGAGACUGGCUAGGCCACUCCAGGACCUUAAUGUGCUUCUUCUUGAGCCCUUCCUUUGUUGCCUUGGCCGUGUGUUUUGGGUCAUUGUCAUGCUGGAAUACCCAUCCACGACCCAUUUUCAAUGCCCUGGCUGAGGGAAGGAGGUUCUCACCCAAGAUUUGACGGUACAUGGCCCCGUCCAUCGUCCCUUUUGAUGCGGUGAAGUUGUCCUGUCCCCUUAGCAGAAAAACACCCCCAAAGCAUAAUGUUUCCACCUCGGGGAUGGUGUUCUUGGGGUCAUAGGCAGCAUUCCUCCUCCUCCAAACACGGCGAGUUGAGUUGAUGCCAAAGAGCUCCAUUUUGGUCUCAUCUGACCACAACACUUUCACCCAGUUCUCCUCUGAAUCAUUCAGAUGUUCAUUGGCAAACUUCAGACGUGCAUGUAUAUGUGCUUUCUUGAGCAGGGGGACAUUGCGGGCGCUGCAGGAUUUCAGUCCUUCACGGCGUAGUGUGUUACCAAUUGUUUUCUUGGUGACUAUGGUCCCAACUGCCUUGAGAUCAUUGACAAGAUCCUCCCGUGUAGUUCUGGGCUGAUUCCUCACCGUUCUCAUGAUCAUUGCAACUCCACGAGGUGAGAUCUUGCAUGGAGCCCCAGGCCGAGGGAGAUUGACAGUUAUUUUGUGUUUCUUCCAUUUGCGAAUAAUCGCACCAACUGUUGUCACCUUCUCACCAAGCUGCUUGGCGAUGGUCUUGUAGCCCAUUCCAGCCUUGUGUAGGUCUACAAUCUUGUCCCUGACAUCCUUGGAGAGCUCUUUGGUCUUGGCCAUGGUGGAGAGUUUGGAAUCUAAUUGAUUGAUUGCUUCUGUGGACAGGUGUCUUUUAUACAGGUAACAAGCUGAGAUUAGGAGCACUCCCUUUAAGAGUGUGCUCCUAAUCUCAGCUCGUUACCUGUAUAAAAGACACCUGGGAGCCAGAAAUGUUUCUGAUUGAGAGGGGGUCAAAUACUUUAUUCCCUCAUUUAAAAUGCAAAUCAAUUGAUAUCAUUUUUGACAUGCAUUUCUCUGGAUUCUUUUGUUAUUCUGUCUCUCACUGUUCAAAUAAACCUACCAUUAAAAUUAUAGACUGAUCAUUUCUUUGUCAGUGGGCAAACGUACAAAAUCAGCAGGGGAUCAAAUACUUUUUUCCCUCUGUAUAUAUGUGUAUGUAUGUAUGCAUGUGUGUAUGUAUGCAUGUGUGUAUGCAUACAAACAUACAGUACCAGUCAAAAGUUUGGACACCUACUCAUUCAAGUUUUUUUUUCUUUUUUUCUCUACAUCGUAGAAUAAGAGUGAAGACAUCACAACUAGGAAAUAACACUUAGUAACCAAAAAAGUGUUAAACAAAUCAACAUUUUAGAGCUUAAAUUCUUCAAAGUAGCCACCCUUUGCCUUGAUGACAGCGUUGCAAGCUCUUGGAAUUCUCUCAACCAGCUAAAUUAGGAAUGCUUUUCCAACAGUCUUGAAGGAGUUCCCACAUAUGCUGAGCACUUGUUGGCUGCUUUUCCUUCACUCUGCGGUCCAACUCAUCCCAAACCAUCUCAAUUGGGUUGAGGUCGGGUGAUUGUGGAGGCCAGGUCAUCCGAUGCAGCACUCAUCACUCUCCUUGGUCAAAUAGCCCUUACACAGCCUGGAGGUGUGUUUUGGGUUAUUGUCCUGUUGAAAGCCCAAACCAGAUGGGAUGGCGAAUAGCUGCAGAAUGUUGUGGUAGCCAUGCUGGUUAAGUGUGCCUUGAAUUCUAAAUACAUCACAGACAGUGUUACCAGCAAAGCACCAUCACACCACCUCCUCCAUGCUUCAUGGUGGGAACCACACAUGCGGAGAUUGUCUUUUCACCUACUCUGCGUCUCACAAAGACACAGCGGUUGGAACGAAAAAUGUCAAAUUUGGACACAUCAGACCAAAGGACAGAUUUCCACCGGUCUAAUGUCCAUUGUUCCUGUUUCUUGGCCCAAGCAAGUCGUCUUCUUAUUGGUGUCCUUUAGUAGUGGUUUCUUUGCAGCAAUUCGACCAUGAAGGCCUGAUUUCACGCAGUCUCCUCUGAACAGUUGAUGUUGAGAUGUGUCUGUUACUUGAACUCUGUGAAGCAUUUAUUUUGGCUGCAAUCUGAGGUCCAGUUAACUCUAAUGAACUUAUCCUCUGCAGCAGAGGUAACUCUAGGUCUUCCAUUCCUGUGGCGGUCCUCAUGAGAGCCAGUUUCAUCAUCGCGCUUGAUGGUUUUUGCGACUGAACUUUACCGUAUUGACUGACCAUAUCUUAAAGUAAUGAUGGACUGUUGUUUCUCUUUGCUUAUUUGAGCUGUUCUUGCCAUAAUAUGGAUUUGGUAUUUUACCAAAUAGGGCUAUAUUCUGUAUACCCCCCUACCUUGUCACAACACAACUGAUUGGCUCAAACGCAGUAAGAAGGAAGAAAUUCCACAAAUGAACUUUUUAAGAAGGCACACCUGUUCAUUGAAAUGCAUUUCAGGUGACUACCUCAUGAAGCUGGUUGAGAGAAUGCCAAGUGUGCAAAGCUGUCAUCAAGGCAAAGGGUGGCUAUUUGAAGAAUCUGAAAUAUAAAAUAUUUUUAGAUUUGUUUAACACUUUUUUGGUUACUACACAAUUCCAUAUGUGUUAUUUCAUAGUUUUGAUGUCUUCACUAUUAUUCUGCAAUGUGAAACAUUUUAAAAAUAAAGAAAAACCCUUGAAUGAGUAGGUGUGUCCAAACUUUUGACUGGUAGUGUGUGUGUGUGAGUAUAUAUAAUCUCUCUCUCUCUGUGCCUUGACAUAAUCCUGUCUUGGAACUCUACAGACAAUUCCUUCGACCUCAUGGCUUGGUUUUUGCUCUGACAUGCACUGUCAACUGUGGAACCUUUUUUAUAUAGACAGGUGUGUGCCUUUUUCAAAUCAUGUCCAAUCAAUUGAAUUUACCACAGGUAGACUCCAAUCAAGUUGUAGAAACAUCUCAAGGAUAAUCUAUGGAAACAGGAUACACCUGAGCUCAAUUUGGAGUCUCAUAGCAAAGGGUCUGAAUACUUAUGUAAAUAAGGUAUUUCUGUUUUUAGUUUUAAUACAUUUGCAAACAUUUCUAAAAACCUGUUUUCGCUUUGUCAUUAUGGGGUAUUGUGUGUAGAUUGAUGCAUGCUUACAUACAGUGCAUUCGGAAAGUAUUCAGACCCCUUCCCUUAUUCCACAUUUUGUUACGUUACAGCUUUAUUCCAAAAUGGAUACAAAAAUUAAAUUGACACACAACCUAUAAGCUAACAGUAAAAAAAAAAAUGUAUUCAGAAUAAAAACAGAUAGCAGUGCAUGUCAGAGCAAAAACCAAGACAUUAGGUCAAGGGAAUUGUCCGUAGAUUUUCGAGACAGGAUUGUGUCGAGGCACAGAUCUGGGGAAGGGUACCAAUAAAAUUCUGCAGCAUUGAAGGUCCCUAAGAACGCAGUGGCCUCCAUCAUUCUUGAAUGGAAAAGGUUUGGAACCACCAAGUCUCUUCCUAUAGCUGGCUGCCUGGCCAAACUGCGCAAUCAAGGAAGAAGGGCCUUGGUCUGGGAGGUGGCCAAGAACCCGAUGGUAACUCUGACAGAGCUCCACAGUUCCACUGUGGAGAUGGGAGAACCUUCCAGAAGGACAACCAUCUCUGCAGCACUCCACCAAUCAGGCCUUUAUGGUAGAGUGGCCAUACGGAAGCGACUCCUCAGUAAAAGGCACAUGACAGCCCGCUAGGGAGUUUGCCAAAAGGCAACUAAGCAAGGGGCACCACCAAGCAAGCGGCACCAUGAAGACCAAGGAGCUCUCCAAACAGGUCAGGGACAAAGUUGUGUAGAAGUACAGAUCAGGGUUGGGUUAUAAAAAAAAUAUCCGAAACUUUGAACAUCCCACAGAGCACCAUUAAAUCCAUGAUUAAAAAAUGGAAAGAAUAUAGCACCACAACAAACCUGCCAAGAGGGGGCCGCCCACCAAAACUCAUGGACCAGGCAAGGAGGGCAUUAAUCAGAGGCAUCAAAGAGACCAAAGAUAACCCUGAAGGAGCUGCAAAGCUCCACAGCGGAGUUUGGAGUAUCUGUCCAUAGGACCACUUUAAGCCGUACACUCCACAGAGCUGGGCUUUAUGGAAGAGUGGCCAGAAAAACGCCAUUGCUUAAAGAAAUAAAUAAGCAAACACUUUUGGUGUUCGCCAAAAGGCAUGUGGGAGACUCUCCAAACAUAUGGAAGAAGGUACCCUGGUCAGAUGAGAUUAAAAUUGAGGUUUUUUGGCCAUCAAGGAAAACGCUAUGUCUGGCGCAAACCCAACACCUCUCAUCACCCCGAGAACACCAUCUCCACAGUGAAGCGUGGUGGCAGCAUCAUGCUGUGGGGAUGUUUUUCAUCAGCAGGGACUGGGAAACUGAUCAGAAUUCAAGGAAUGAUGGAAACCUGUUUCAGUCUCCCAGAGAUGUGAGACUGGGACGGAGGUUCACCUUCCAGCAGGACAAUGACCCUAAGCAUACUGCUAAAGCAACACUCGAGUGGUUCAAGAGGAAACAUUUAAAUGUCUUGGAAUGUCCUAGUCAAAGCCCAGACCUCAAUCCAAUUGAGAAUCUGUGGUAUGACUUAAAGAUUGCUGUACACCAGCGGAACCCAUCCAACGUGAAGGAGCUGGAGCAGUUUUGCCUUGAAAAAUGGGCAAAAAUCCCAGUGGCUAGAUGUGCCAAGCUUAUAGAGACAUACCCCAAGAGACUUGCAGCUGUAAUUGCUGCAAAAGGUGGCUCUGAGUAUUGACUUUGGGGGGGUGAAUAGUUAUGCACGCUCAAGUUUUCUGUGUUUUUAUCAUUUCUUGUUUGUUUCACCAAAAAAACAUAUUUUGCAUCUUCAAAGUGGUAGGCAUGUUGUGUAAAUCAAAUGAUACAAACCCCCCCGAAAAUCAAUUUUAAUUCCAGGUUGUAAGGCAACAAAAUAGAAAAAAUUGGAAGUAUUGUGCUACAUACGCCCCUUUUUAUGAGAGUCACACAAGUGCCCGCCUUUUUCUCUUUGUAAGAAAUCAUUGUAGCAUAGGCCUAUACCAUGUCGAAGCCAUGUUUACAUAUUGAUUUUACACGCAUUUUGCACUUUAUUUUAGUGUUGUCGUUGAUGAGUAAUUGUAUGUUUUCAUUUAAGAAAAUACAAAGUGUUGGUAUUCCUGAUUUUCUGUUCUCAUCAGGCAUUAUGACUCAUGAUCAUAUAUGGAAUCAGGAAUACCAAGUUUUGUAUUUUCUUAAAUAAACAAAAAUUAACUGCAUUUCAUUUUCCCGCUGUACCGAAACCGAACUGUGACCCCAAAACCGCAAUACGUACCGAACCAUGGGUUUGGUGAAUCAUUGCACCCCCACAUACAGUACCUCACUCAGUGCUGUCUGCUGUUCACUGUGGUUUAAGUGUGUUUUAACUCUGCGGAAUCCCCCGGGGCUGUUGUCUCUGGCCACCAACUCCUCGAUCAUCUCUCGGGCCUUCUGCUGCACCUCACUGCUUCCAAAUAUUUACACCUCACCCUCAUAGUCCCCCUAGUUGAUCUACAACACGCACGCAGGGAAGUUACCUCUACGGGGGUGGCUUUUGAUUAGGUGUAGUGUAGAAAAUUCAUUAAAGAAAUAAGCAAAUGCAAUGUCUAACGUUAAGUUAAUUUACUCUAGCAUGCCAUAUUCAGUUAAAUUAGGCUAGUGAUGGCAGUUGUGGAGACAGGCACUUAUGGUAGUAAGGACAUAAAUUAUAUUAUGCUCUAGGCCCUGUUGAAGUUUGUAAGAGAAGAGCCGUUAUUUGUCAGGUCGUUUGCCAUUGUAUAAGCAAACAAAACUUGUCUGGGGAUGGUGGAGGUUAUGAUGACGAACCUGUUCAGAAUAUCUUUUGAAUUAUACUCAGUCCUCGACCAAACUCUACUUCAAUACAAGCGCCUUGGACCAAUCAAUGCCCACAACGGUUAUCACGGCAACCGUUAACAACCUACAACACUCUCCCUGCCGCCUGUGUUUUUAACGAAGGCUUUGUGUCCGUGUUCCCAUCCAAUGAGAGAGGCCAGCGGGUGUGCCCUGUCCAAAGUGAUGCCAGGCUGGCUGCUUGUGAUUGUCCCUCGGGGAGUAAUCCCACAGGGAGGAAAAGGUCAGCAGAUCGCUGGUAGUUGAUUGGGGAGUAAAGGACGGGGGGGGUAGAGGGACUGGGAGGGUUUCACUGUGGUACACUGUGCUCCAGUCCUCAGCUAUAUCUGAUUGCACACUGACUUGUGACGUUAAACAUACAAGAUGUUAAAAAUACAAGUCCAUUGAAUUCCCAGGGUUGAGUGAGUCAGGAAUGUGUUGUUUCCUUAUAUCUGAAAUUGAGCCCCUUAAGUGUAAUGGCCGUAUUUUCAUUUGGUCCUAUUUGUUUUUUCUUUGACGUGUGAUGAGAGAUCCACAGAUCAGCAUUGUAAAUACUGUGGUAUUUCUGUCUAUUACAAUGUCCAGUGAUUUGUUGUUGGAUACACUUCUCGUUUGGGUUUGCUUCCUUUCUCCUCUUAAGGGUCACUGGUCAAGUGAUCAUUCUCAUUCUUUAACCAUCUCUAAAUGCUCUUUGUGUAGGAUCUGGCCAUCAACACACACGUAAAGCUUACAUUAUCUCUGUGAAUAAUAUUGAUUUAAUCUGGUUGCUUUUGCCUUACAGGAGCGAAAUGCGGAGAAUGCCAUUGAAGCGCUCAAAGAGUACGAGCCGGAGAUGGGAAAGGUGUACCGGCAGGACAGGAAGAGUGUGCAGCGGAUCAAGUCCAGGGACCUUGUACCAGGGGACAUUGUGGAGGUGGCCGGUAAGAUGCUUCCAAUACACGGGGUGGGGGGGGUCAAAACAUUUGCCCACCCCUGCGCCAUCCCAGUUAUGCAUGUCUGCUUAGCUUUGAUAACCCAGUGUUGUGUGAUCACUGAAUAUUUUUUUCAGAGUGCAGGUGUGUCAGUUUAUUAGGGAUGGGCAUCUUUCCCUUUUAAGACGAUUCGAUACGUAUCUAGAUACAUGGGCUCCGAUACGAUACAGGGACGAUACGUUUUAGUUUGGUGCGAUUUCGGUUUGAUUAGAGAAUUAAUCAAUACGAUUCGAUACAUAAACAUUCAUUUUCCAUUCUAAAUUCAAAUCUGCUUCUGAUAAGCUCAUGAGCUGGGCCUCUCUGAGCUGACCUGUGUGUGUACAUGUGUAUGUCUAUGGUGUAUGUAGUAGGGCUGGGUGAUAUAUCAAAAUAAUUUGAUUAAUUAAAAUGUAUGUUUUAGCGCGGUAUUCCAAAUACCUCUAUUCCAAGAAUAGUGGGGUUUUUCUUCUGUUUUUAUGAGCGUUUAUGUCCACUUGUUCUCAUGUUGUCUUUUUGGUCUCGUCACCAUCACUCUUUCUGUGCUGUCUGCACCUUCCCAUUUACACACACAAACACACACACACACACCAAGCCCCUCCCCCAGCCACUCACAACAACAAAGAUUAGAUGUUUAUUUAUUUUUCACAAAAUUAAAAUCACAGUGCAGUUAUCACAAAAGUACCACUAACUAAUACUUUUUUUUGCAAUUUUAUUAACCAGAGCUGUAAUGCACGAGGGAGAGCAAGAGGCUCGAAGCAGAGCAGCAGCUCUUGUGAGUGACGCUGGGAGUAGGGAGGGGGAGAUAUAGCAAACAAGUUGACACGCGCUGGUAGAUUAAGUUAUUGCUAGUUACACUCAGUGGCCAGUUUAUUAGGUUCACUCCUACAGAAAGUGAGUCACGUAGCCGUGGCUUGCUAUAUAAACCAGACAGAUGGGUGUAGAGGCAUUCAGUUACUGUUCGAUUGGGUGUGGUAUGAUCGUCCGGGCCAGUUCCAGUAUCUCAGAAACGUCCGGCCUAGUGAGCUUUUCACGCGGGACGUCUAGGGUUUACCAAGAAUGGUGCGACAAACAAAACAUCCAGUCAGCGGCAGUCGUGUGGGCGAAAACAGCUCGUUGACGAGAGAUCGAAGGACAAUGUCAAGAAUCGUGCAAGCAUACAGGCAAAUAACGGCGCAGUACAACAGUGGUGUGCAGAACGGCAUCUCAGAACACACACAACUCGUCGAUCCUUGUCACGGAUUGGCUAUUGCAGCAGACGACCACACCUGGUUCCACUCCUAUCGGCUAAAAACAAGAAGCGACUCCAGUGAGCACGCGAUCACCAACACUGGACAAUUUGAGGAAUGGAAAAACAUUGCCUGGUCCGACGGAUUCCGGUUCCUGUUGCGUCAUGCUGAUGGCAGAGUCAGGAUUUGGCUUAAGCCGCAUGAGUCCAUGGCCCCAUCCUGUCUGGUGUCAAUGGUACAGGCUGGUGGUGUAAUGGUGUGAGGAAUGUUUUCCUGGCACACGUAAGGUCCCUUGAUACCAAUUGAGCAACAUUUGAACGUUUCCAACACCUUGUAGAUUCAAUGCCCCAAAGUAUUCAGGCUGUUCAGGAGGCAAAGGGGGGUCUGACCCGGUACUAGAUGGGUGUACCUAAUGAACUGACCAAAAUGAAUGCUCAGUUUGUCGUGCCCGGCAUUGCGGUACCACGUACCACUAGCAGCGUUUUACUAGUGGAAAGUGGAUACCUAGUCAUUUGCACAAGUGAAUGCAUUCAACCAAAAUGUUUAUUCCGCAUUUUAACCCAACACCUCUGAAUCAAUUAAUUGUUGUCCAUGUCAUCGGCGCCCGAGGGUCAGAUGUUGGGGGUUAACUGCCUUGCUCAAGGGCAGAACGGUAGAUUUUUCCACCUUGCCGGCUCAGGGAUUCGAACCAGUGACCUUUCGAUUACUGGCCCAACACUCUUAACCGCUAGGCUACCUGCUGCCCCCACACUAGCUGUCUAGUCUGUAUUUUAUAAGUGUGCAAUAAGCAUAAAACCCAUUUAUGUAAGGAAUUGGCAACUCGUUCUCAUUCUGAGAAAUAAGGUAGGCCACUUGUUUUCAACAUCUGAACAAAUAUAUAUAUAUCUCAUCAAAAAAAGAAACGUCCUCUCACUGUCAACUGCAUUAAUUUUCAGCGAACUUAACAUGUGUAAAUAGUUCCACAGACAUGUGACUAACAGAAAUGGAAUAAUGUGUCCCCGAACAAAGGGAGUGUCAAAAUCAAAAGUAACAGUCCGUAUCUGGUGUGGCCACCAGCUGCAUUAAGUACUGCAGUGAAUCUCCUCCUCAUAGACUGCACCAGAUGUGCCAGUUCUUGCUGUGAGAUGUUACCCCACUCUUCCACCAAGGCACCUGCAAGUUCCCUGACAUUUCUGGGGGGAAUGGCCCUAGCCUUCACCCUCCGAUCCAACAGGUCCCAGACCUGCUCAAUGGGAUUGAGAUCCGGGCUCUUCGCUGGCCAUGGCAGAACACUGACAUCCCUGUCUUGCAGGAAAUCACGCACAGAACGAGCAGUAUGGCUGGUGGCAUUGUCAUGCUGGAUGGUCAUGUCAGGAUGAACCUGCAGGAAGGGUACCACAUGAGGGAGGAGGAUGUCUUCCCUGUAACGCACAGCGUUGAGAUUGCCUGCAACGACAAAAAGCUCAGUCCGAUGAUGCUGUGACACACCGCCCCAGACCAUGACGGACCCUCCACCUCCAGAUCGAUCCCACUCCAGAGUACAGGCCUCGUGUAACGCUCAUUCCUUCGACGAUAAACGCGAAUCCGACCAUCACCCCUGGUGAGACAAAACCGCGACUCGUCAGGUGAAGAGCACUUUUUGCCAGUCCUGUCUGGUCCAGCGACGGUGGGUUUGUGCCCAUAGGCGACGUUGUUGCCAGUGAUGUCUGUUGAGGACCUGCCUUACAACAGGCCUACAAGCCGUAAGUCCAGCCUCUCUCAGCCUAUUGCGGACAGUCUGAGCACUGAUGGAGGAAUUGUGCGUUCCUGGUGUAACUUGGGCAAUUGUUGCCAUCCUGUACCUGUCCCGCAGGUGUGCUGUUCGGAUGUACCGAUCCUGUGCAGGUGUUGUUACACGUGGUCUGCCACUGCGAGGAUGAUCAGCUGUCUGUCCGGUCUCCCUGUAGCGCUGUCUUAGGCAUCUCACAGUACGGACAUUGCAAUUUAUUGCCCUGGCCACAUCUGCAGUCCUCAUGCCUCUUUGCAGCAUGCGUAAGGCACGUUCACGAAGAUGAGCAGGGAUCCUGGGCAUCUUUCUUCUGGUGUUUUUCAGAGUCAGUAGAUAGGCCUCUUUAGUGUCCUAACUUUUCAUAACUGUGACCUUAAUUGCCUACUGUCUGUAAAUUGUUAGUGUCUUAACGAGCGUUCCACAGGUGCAUGUUCAUUGUUUAUGGUUCAUUGAACAAGCAUAGGAAACGGUGUUUAAACCCUUUACAAUGAAGAUCUGUGAAGUUAUUUGGAUUUUUACUAAUUAUCUUUGAAAGACAGGGUCCUGAAAAAGGGAAGUUUCUUUUUUUGCUGAGUUUGUUUAUAUAUAUAUACAUAUACGCACAUAUACAUAUACGCACAUAUACAUAUACGCACAUAUACAUAUACGCACACACACACACAGUGGGGAGAACAAGUAUUUGAUACACUGCCGAUUUUGCAGGUUUUCCUACUUACAAAGCAUGUAGAGGUCUGUAAUUUUUAUCAUAGGUACACUUCAACUGUGAGAGACGGAAUCUAAAACAAAAAUCCAGAAAAUCACAUUGUAUGAUUUUAAAGUAAUUAAUUUGCAUUUUAUUGCAUGACAUAAGUAUUUGAUCACCUACCAACCAGUAAGAAUUCCGGCUCUCACAGACCUGUUAGUUUUUGUUUAAGAAGCCCUCCUGUUCUCCACUCAUUACCUGUAUUAACUGCACCUGUUUGAACUCGUUACCUGUAUAAAAGACACCUGUCCACACACUCAAUCAAACAGACUCCAACCUCUCCACAAUGGCCAAGACCAGAGAGCUGUGUAAGGACAUCAGGGAUAAAAUUGUAGACCUGCACAAGGCUGGGAUGGGCUACAGGACAAUAGGCAAGCAGCUUGGUGAGAAGGAAACAACUGUUGGCGCAAUUAUUAGAAAAUUGAAGAAGUUCAAGAUGACGGUCAAUCACCCUCGGUCUGGGGCUCCAUGCAAGAUCUCACCUCGUGGGGCAUCAAUAAUCAUGAGGAAGGUGAGGGAUCAGCCCAGAACUACACGGCAGGACCUGGUCAAUGACCUGAAGAGAGCUGGGACCACAGUCUCAAAGAAAACCAUUAGUAACACACUAUGCCGUCAUGGAUUAAAAUCCUGCAGAGCACGCAACGUCCCCCUGCUCAAGCCAGCGCAUGUCCAGGCCCAUCUGAAGUUUGCCAAUGACCAUCUGGAUGAUCCAGAGGAGGAAUGGGAGAAGGUCAUGUGGUCUGAUGAUACAAAAAUAGAGCUUUUUGGUCUAAACUCCACUCGCCGUGUUUGGAGGAAGAAGAAGGAUGAGUACAACCCCAAGAACACCAUCCCAACCGUGAAGCAUGGAGGUGGAAACAUCAUUCUUUGGGGAUGCUUUUCUGCAAAGGGGACAGGACGACUGCACCGUAUUGAGGGGAGGAUGGAUGGGGCAAUGUAUUGUGAGAUCUUGGCCAACAACCUCCUUCCCUCAGUAAGAGCAUUGAAGAUGGGUCGUGGCUGGGUCUUCCAGCAUGACAACGACCCGAAACACACAGCCAGGGCAACUAAGGAGUGGGUCCGUAAGAAGCAUCUCAAGGUCCUGGAGAGGCCUAGCCAGUCUCCAGACCUGAACCCAAUAGAAAGUCUUUGGAGGGAGCUGAAAGUCCGUAUUGCCCAGCGACAGCCCCGAAACCUAAAGGAUCUGGAGAAGGUCUGUAUGGAGGAGUGGGCCAAAAAUCCCUGCUGCAGUGUGUGCAAACCUGGUCAAGACCUACAGGAAACGUAUGAUCUCUGUAAUUGCAAACAAAGGUUUCUGUACCAAAUAUUAAGUUCUGCUUUUCUGAUGUAUCAAAUACUUAUGUCAUGCAAUAAAAUGCAAAUUAAUUACUUAAAAAUCAUACAAUGUGAUUUUCUGGAUUUUUGUUUUAGAUUCCGUCUCUCACAGUUGAAGUGUACCUAUGAUAAAAAUUACAGACUUCUACAUGCUUUGUAAGUAGGAAAACCUGCAAAAUUGGCAGUGUAUCAAAUACUUGUUCUCCCCACUGUGUGUGUGUGUGUGUGUGUGUGUGUGUGUGUAUAUAUAUACACACACACACACACACACACACACACACACACACACACAGUGGGGGAAAAAAGUAUUUAGUCAGCCACCAGUUGUGCAAGUUCUCCCACUUAAAAAGAUGAGAGAGGCCUGUAAUUUUCAUCAUAGGUACACGUCAACUAUGACAGACAAAAUGAGGAAAAUAAAUCCAGAAAAUCACAUUGUAGGAUUUUUAAUGAAUGUAUUUGCAAAUUAUGGUGGAAAAUAAGUAUUUGGUCAAUAACAAAAGUUUCUCAAUACUUUGUUAUAUACCCUUUGUUGGCAAUGACACAGGUCAAACGUUUUCUGUAAGUCUUCACAAGGUUUUCACACACUUUUGCUGGUAUUUUGGCCCAUUCCUCCAUGCAGAUCUCCUCUAGAGCAGUGAUGUUUUAGGGCUGUCGCUGGGCAACAAAGACUUUCAACUCCCUCCAAAGAUUUUCUAUGGGGUUGAGAUCUGGAGACUGGCUAGGCCACUCCAGGACCUUGAAGUGCUUCUUACGAAGCCACUCCUUCGUUGCCCGGGCGGUGUGUUUGGGAUCAUUGUCAUGCUGAAAGACCCAGCCACGUUUCAUCUUCAAUGCCCUUGCUGAUGGAAGGAGAUUUUCACUCAAAAUCUCACGAUACAUGGCCCCAUUCAUUCUUUCCUUUACACGGAUCAGUCGUCCUGGUCCCUUUGCAGAAAAACAGCCCCAAAGCAUGAUGUUUCCACCCCCAUGCUUCACAGUAGGUAUGCUGUUCUUUGGAUGCAACUCAGCAUUCUUUGUCCUCCAAACACGACGAGUUGAGUUUUUACCAAAAAGUUAUAUUUUGGUUUCAUCUGACCAUAUGACAUUCUCCCAAUCCUCUUCUGGAUCAUCCAAAUGCACUCUAGCAAACUUCAGAUGGGCCUGGACAUGUAAUGGCUUAAGCAGGGGGACACGUCUUGCACUGCAGGAUUUGAGUCCCUGGCGGCGUACUGUGUUACUGAUGGUAGGCUUUGUUACUUUGGUCCCAGCUCUCUGCAGGUCAUUCACUAGGUCCCCCCGUGUGGUUCUGGGAUUUUUGCUCACCGUUCUUGUGAUCAUUUUGACCCCACGGGGUGAGAUCUUGCGUGGAGCCCCAGAUUGAGGGAGAUUAUCGGUGGUCUUGUAUGUCUUCCAUUUCCUAAUAAUUCCUCCCACAGUUGAUUUCUUCAAACCAAGCUGCUUACCUAUUGCAGAUUCAGUCUUCCCAGCCUGGUGCAGGUCUACAAUUUUGUUUCUGGUGUCCUUUGACAGCUCUUUGGUCUUGGCCAUAGUGGAGUUUGGAGUGUGACUGUUUGAGGUUGUGGACAGGUGUCUUUUAUACUGAUAACAAGUUCAAACAGGUGCCAUUAAUACAGGUAACGAGUGGAGGACAGAGGAGCCUCUUAAAGAAGAAGUUACAGGUCUGUGAGAGCCAGAAAUCUUGCUUGUUUGUAGGUGACCAAAUACUUAUUUUCCACCAUUUGCAAAUAAAUUCAUUAAAAAUCCUACAAUGUGAUUUUCUGGAUUUUUUUUCUCAAUUUGUCUGUCACAGUUGACGUGUACCUAUGAUGAAAAUUACAGGCCUCUCAUCUUUUUAAGUGGGAGAACUUGCACAAUUGGUGGCUUACUAAAUACUUUUUCCCCCCACUGUGUGUGUGUGUAUAUAUAUAUAUAUAUAUAUAAAUAUAUAUAUAUAAAUGUGUGUGUGUGUGUGUGUGUGUGUAUAUAUAUGAAUGCAUUUCAAUUAACAGGUGUGCCUUCUUAAAAGUUAAUUUGUGGAAUUUCUUUCCUUCUUAAUGCUUUUGAGCCAAUCAGUUGUGUUGUGACAAGGUAGGGGGGGGGGGUAUACAGAAGAGAGCCCUAUUUGGUAAAAUAACAAGUCCAUAUUAUGGCAAGAACGGCUCAAAUAAGCAAAGAGAAACAACAGUCCAUCAUUACUAUAAGACAUGGUCAGUCAAUACGGUAAAUCUCAAGAACUUAGAAAGUUUCUUCAAGUGCAGUCGUAAAAACCAUCAAGCGCGAUGAUGAACCUGGCUCUCAUAAGGACCACCACAGGAAUGGAAAACCCAGAGUUACCUCUGCUGCAUUUUGUUACGACCUGAAUUUAAAAUGGAUUACAUUGAGAUUUUGAGCCACUGAUUUACACACAAUACCCCACAAUGUAAAAAAUCUAACAUUUUGUUUUUAGAAUUUUUUUGAAAUAAAUUCAAAGCUGAAAUGUCCUAAGUCAAUAAGUAUCCAACCACUUUUAUGGCAAGCCUAAAUAUGUUCAGGAGAGACAUUCACCUUUCAGCAGGACAAUAACCUAAAACACAAGGCCAAAUAUACACAUUGAAUGUUCCUUAGGGGCCUAGUUACAGUUUUGACUUAUAGUGCAUUCGGAAAGUAUUCAGACCCAGUGACUUUUUCCACGUUUUGUUACGUUACAGCCUUAUCCUAAAAUUGAUUAAAUAUUUUUUUACCACAUCAAUCUACACAUUACCCCAUACUAGGUAAAAAAUCUGUCGAUGUGCCCUUGAGCAAGGCACUUAACCCUAAUUGCUCCUGUAAGUCGCUCUGGAUAAGAGCGUCUGCUAAAUGACUAAAAAUGUAAAUGUAAUAAUGACAAAGCAAAAACAGGUUUUUAAAAAUUAUUGCAAAUGUAUUACAAAUAAACUGAAAUAUCACAUUUACAUAAGUAUUCAGACCCUUUACUGUACUUUGUUGAAGCACCUUUGGCAGCGAUUACAGCCUCGAGUCUUCUUGGGUAUGACGCUACAAAUUUGGCACACUUGUAUUUGGAGUUUCUCCCAUUCUUCUCUGCAGAUCCUCUCAAGCUCAGGUUGGAUGGGGAGCGUCGCUACACAGCUGUUUUUUGGUCUCUCCCGAGAUGUUAGAUCGGGAUCAAAUCCGGGCCCUGGCUGGGCCACUCAAGGACAUUCAGAGACUUGUCCCGAAGCCACUCCUGUGUUGUCUUGGCUGUGUGCUUAGGGCUGUUGUCUUGUUGGAAGGUGAACCUUCGCCCAGUCUGAGGUCCUGAGCAAUCUGGAGCAGGUUUUCAUCAAGGAUCUCUCUGUACUUUGCUCCGUUCAUCUUUGCCUCGAUCCUGACUAGUCUCCCAGUCCCUGCCGCUGAAAAACAUCCCCACAGCAUGAUGCUGCCACCACCAUGCUUCACCGUAGGGAUGGUGCCAGGUUUCCUCCAGACGUGACACUUGGCAUUCAGGCCAAAGAGUUCAAUCUUGGUUUCAUCAGACCAGAGAAUCUUGUUUCUCAUGGUCUGAGAGUCCUUUAGGUGCCUUUUGGCAAACUCCAAGCGGGCUCUCAUGUGCCUUUUACUGAGGAGUGGCUUCCGCUUGGCCACUACCAUAAAGGCCUGAUUGGCGGAGUGCCGUAGCGAUGGUUGUCCUUCUGGAAGGUUCUCCCAUCUCUCCAGAGGAACUUCUCCUCCGAUUGCUCAGUUUGUCCAGGCGGCCAGCUCUAGGAAGAGUCUUGGUGGUUCCAAACUUCUUCCAUUUAAGAAUGAUGGAGGCCACUCUGUUCUUGGGGACCUUCAAUGCUGUUUUUUUGUACCCUUCCACAGAUCUGUGCCUCGUCACAAUCCUGUCUCGCAGCUCUACGGACAAUUCCUUUAACCUCAUGGCUUGGUUUUUGCUCUGACAUGCACUGUCAGCUGUGGGACCUUACAUGGACAGGUGUGUGCCUUUCCAAAUCAUGUCCAGUCAAUUGAAUUUACCACAUGUGGACUCCAAGUUGUAGAAACAUCUCAAGGAUGAACAAUGGAAACGAGAUGCACCUGAGCUCAAUUUCGAGUCUCAUAGCAAAGGGUCUGAAUACUUAUGUAAAUAAGGUAUUUCGGUUGUUGUUUUUUUAUACAUUUGCACAAAUUUCUAAAAACCUGUUUUCGCUUUGUCAUUAUGGGGUAUUGUGUGUAGAUUGAGGAAAAGGGAAGGGGUCUGAAUACUUUCUGAAUGUGCUAUAAAUCGGCUUGAAAAUGUAUACCAAGACUUGAAAAUGGCUGUCUAACAAUGAUCAACAACCAACUUGACAGCACUUGAAGAGUUUAAAAAAGAUUAACAGGCAAAUAUUGUGCAAUCCAUGUGUGCAACACUAUAAGAUACUUUUUCCCAAAAGACGCACAGCUGUAAUCGAUGCCAAAGGUGAUUUUAACUUGUAUUGACUCAGGGGGUUGAAUACUUAUCAAGAUAUUAGUGUUUUUAUUUGGAAAAUACAUUGGAAUAUUUGGUGGAGAUGGUAAAAAGACCCAAGACAAAUCAAUUUUAAUCCCCAAUUUGUAACACAACAAAAUCUUGAAAAAGUCAAGGGGUGUGAAUACUUUCAGCACAACUUUUGGAUUUCACCCCCAUCUCAAUAUCGAAUGGUUUUGAAUGUUUUUACAUUUUUACGGCGUGAUCUUCUUCUCUCGCUCCGGCCAUGCAGUGCGCCUCACAAAAGUGAUUGCUGUCCUCGUUAUGAAAUUAUCAAGGUUACCCUGUAUAUCUAAAAAUGACCAUAUACACUAUUUGUUUAAAGCAAAUCUACCAAAACUAUUGCUAACGGUGAACCUGAACAAUCAAAAUAAAAUCAAUUGUAAGGCUCGUUCAGCAAUUAUAGCCAGAUGAGAGUUGUCUCCGGUAUCUUACUUUUCUAACAGCGCAUAGAUAGCAAUAACCUAACAAAUUGCAUAGGUUUUAGCUCUACUAAUAAAGCCUAGUAUCACGCAAGCCAUUUUAGAAUUUGAAUGCUGAAGGAGCCCAGCAGAUGUGCAAGAUCAGGAACAGGCCGCCUACCUCGCGUUGGUCAGCACGCGAAGCUGGGCACAGCACGCAGUUUGACUAGGCUAUUGCCUGGGGUUGUUCGGCAUACAAAAUUACUUGUAGAUUUAUGACUGUCAACACAGUUACAUGCAGUUUGACACUAAAGGAGAGGAAGCAUCAGUUGUUACAGAAGAUGAGGUAUUUUCCUAAGGUAUAAAGAAUUUAAUAUAAGCACCCAAAAAAUGUGAACAGGUGCAAGACCGCGGAACGAUGCACAUGUAUCUUAAACAUUUGAAUCUGGGACCGAUGCGUAUCUGUGAAUCGUUACACAAACAACUAUAAAAACGGUAGGAAUGUAUUUCAUAUGCAUGCAUGUUCUGUCAUGUAAGCAGAGAGAUCAAAGCUGUGUUGCUCCUGAUCUCCCCAGUCUCUCUUGCAUGCUAAACCAGGAGAGAGGACACCGCCUGGCAUUUGCUCUGCUAAUUGAUUUACAGAAACGUUCACUGCCAUUGACGCCCCCAAACACCGUAUUUGAUCUUGGCUAGUGAAUGUUGUUUCAAAGUCUGAUUUAGACAAUUUAGAUGAGCCCUACCUUUUAUAGAGUUUGACCUUUCAUUGGAAUUAAGUUGAAAUGUCAGUCCUGAGUUGAACCCUUUGUUUACUUCAUCACCUCCAAUGCUCUACACUUGUCAGAGUGGACGCUCUAGCCAACAACAGAUCCUCUCAAUGUAGAACUGGCAACUGUUCAGCCCCCUCUGUCUGCCCCUCUCUCUCAUAUUGAAUGGCACUGGAGGAAGUUGUUUGAAUGUGAACUCUCCCAUGCUGUUGUAAAAUCGACCUGUACGUCACCUGGCUGCAGUGGGACAGGUACUUGAGAUAAUAGAUUGAGUAGGCUCUGCUAAAAAGCGAAGUAAUUUGCGAUAGCAGGCUCUCAUCAACAGUGUUUGGGAUGUAGAUGAGUCUCUCCUCUAACUCAUACAUCCAUUCUGCUAAACACUGCUCAUCUCCCUGACUAAUACAAUACAAUAGCGGCACCAGGUGAGUGGAGCUGCCUGUUACAUAAGACCAUGUGAGAACUGUGAAUGGAUUGAGAGGUUCAUAUAAAAUGAGUCUCUCUGUGUGUGGGUGAGUGAAAGGGGGGUUGUGUGAUUGCUAGGACAUGGGAAUUGCAUAUGGGAAUAGAAUAGGGUUACAGUGAAAUCAGAAUACAGUGGCCUCAAAAACCCGAUGUCCCCUCAGGCUCUUUGGAUCCACAACCCUUUCCCACGACUUCCUUCCUCUUGUCAUCCGGACCCGGCCUCCUCACAGAUUGGCUAUUCUCCUUCUGCUUCACCCAAUUCAUGGCCCUGUCCUUUCCCCUUUUACUCUUCUUGUCUUGCUCUCUCUGUCACCCAGAUUUCUAGAAAAUGACUUUUCUUUCUCUCUGCCUCAAAGGAAAGGUUGGAGGGGGUUUUUCCCACUCCUGCCACCGCACUCAGGAAGUGGAAUGAAGGGCUUUAGUUAACCCCUCACGCUCCAUUUUCAGAGUAACAGGAGUAACUACAUACCAUAAAGGCAGAGUACGUGGACCUUUGUGCGGUGAGUAAGGAGAGGAGUUGAUACAUGACUUGAAUGCUAUGUAGCUAAGUGCCAUGUUUAAAGUAGCAUCUGCUUUAUAUCCUGGCCCAGAGUCCUCAGAGCUGCCAAAGAGGAAUCUUAAGUCUUGUCAAGGGUAAGGGUUUAAACAGAGUUCUGUGUACAAUAUGCAGUGUUUGUACGUCGGUGACCGCUCGUGUGUUUGUGUUAUCUCGUGAAUAUCCCACCUUUUGGCUUUAUGUAAGCAGAGUGCACAACGUGCCAUGUUCAAGCCUUCCUCCUACCCACCACAUCUCUCCCCUCCGAAGAGUGAGUCAGAGCUGACAGGCUGGGCUGGAGCCGCUGUCUCCACCGUCUGGAUCCCAGUGACCUUGGAAGUCUACCGGCAAGACGACACCCACCUACCUACCUUCCACUUGCUUACUCACAUACUGUAAAUGUUUUAUUCAUUUGUUUACUUGUCAAAGACCACGCACAGUUUUGUUUGCGGCACACACCGAAAUGUUCAGUCCAUCUCUUACACACUCUGAUUUGCUGCUCAUCUGCAAACAGUCAAACCAAUCAGUGCCGUCAUGUCAAAUCUCAAACGCUACACCUGCCUUCCUUUAGAAUGCAUCAAUGAUCCGGUAUCUCCCAACUGUUAGACCAAAAUAAACACGUUUUCCAUGACUGCGUGGUUUUCAUGUAAGUUGCUCAAAAUAGUCUGUCCCCAACAUUUUGUCCCCCAAAAAUGUGUGCGUGUCUGCCAUGGUAUGGGCUGCCUCCUGGUGUCAUUUGGGGUCAUACCUGACUGCAAACCAUGUGAUCAGGGUUCCUUCUCUUCCACUGAGAUUGUGACAGUGAUGGGUUGGCGACAGGAUGCUACCGACCCCUCAGAGACUAUAAACACGUAGUGAUGGUGUUAACAAGGGUGGAGGGGAUGACCUGAAUAUGAGCUGUGGCGCGUGCCAGAAACCUUAGACUGCCUUCACCACCACACACCACCUCAGCUGUGGCUUUCACUUUAACCGCCUGGCUUCAACCCCCCCUAAGAGGGAGAGGGCAACCAUGCAUUCACCAGGGACGUGAGAGCGGGAGCCUGGGCUAAGCAGCUGUCAAGCCUAGGUUUAGCUUCCAGUGUUACUGCUAACAGUAGCUUACAGUGGCAUUCUCAGGGACUCUGCGAAAGGUUGCCUGCUAGAUAGAUUCCCACCCUCUUCUCCUCCCUCGUUGUUCUAUUCACCUACAGUUGGCUAUCAGUAACAGGGAUUCUGUGUUGUAACACGUUGGAACAGCAGCAGUUCUUCAUCUUUCACCAGCUCUCCUUCCAGGACAUGUUUUUCUUCCAGCCGAGCUGACUACCAUCACCUCCCACCAUGCCAUGGCAAUAACCCUGACCCCCCUGUAUAUAGGAAAAACAAGCGUGGCCUUUCUCUCUGUCUCUGUGUGGCUGGCAGUGUGCUUGUGUGACCCAGUUUUGUAAUGUGUGUGUGUGUGAGUUGGACCACAGCAGGCUCUGGCUUUGUGGUCUUGUUGCCUUCUACAACAUCCCACCAUGGCAGUGCUGGUGAGGUGGUCCAAGGGGCAUAGACAGGAUCUAACAUUUACAAAGGGCAAGAUUUUAUCAGAUAAAUCAUUAGCGAACCAGAUGGUUGCACUUUCCUUUCAUGUGUUUAGAGGCCAGAAUGGUCUGUCUUUUGUCCUCUCUCAAGCGAUCCGUUUAACUCUCUACCCCGUCCAUCUUUCCCUCUUCUCAUCUGCCUCUCUUCAUCCUCCCUUUUCUCAUUAUACUUUUUUCUUUCUUCUUCAUUACACAACCGACACUAAGGGGCUGCCUGAUUUUAUUAGGUCAUGGAUGUAGGUUCACACAGCAUGCUGUGUAUCUCCAGCUCUUUGUUUAUGUACCUUGGGUUUGAUGAUGGCUCCUUUCUCUUACCAUUCAUGAGAACAGCAGGUGGUUCCCUGUGGACUUUGACUGCGUGAAACGACCGGGAAACUUCAGGCCUACAUGCAACCUCGCCGGAGAACUGUAGGAGCAAAAUCAAACCUCCCUGGCCACUGAUGAGCCAGGGCUGGCGAGUGGUGUGGGUGAUUGUUUAGGCUACCUGUUUACAAGGAAUGGAGGGUGGAUAUGAACCGCUUUCUGUUGUGAUCUGUAGUAACACAUUUUACACAGCUCCACACAGGCAUUCAGGAGCACCACUGCAGUUUAGGCCAGGUUCCAUGUCACAACGUGUGCGUUUGUGAGUGUUAAAAUUUUAUUUGCUGAAGAGGAUCCCCUUUGCCAUGGCCUUCGUAGGCUGAUGGAGUGAUAACACUCAAGUACCUGUUGCCUGACAUUUGUCUUUCUCUCUCGCUCAAGGGGGUUGAUUGGAUCCUCUUUGAUGUCUGGGGAGGAAAAGGUCCCCAACCUGGAAGAGACAAUCUUCCUUUCUCAGUAAUAUGGACAGCUAAAUAAAGCCUCAUUCACCAUGCUGAUGUAGAGGGUGACCGUUGGCACGGGUUGUCAAAGCCAUAGCGACAUCCGAGGAGGCGGAGCGAUACUCGGCCCUGCACUAAAAUCAACUAUAUGCAUUUAGCUUGUCUGGUGCUUAAAGCUUACGGUUUGAUGAAAUAAGACAAAUGCCUCGAGGGCCCCAGAGAUCUAGAUAACCAGAAGAAGAAGAAAAAAAAGUUACCUGACCCAACUAUUCUCCUCCUGCUGGCUUUUGCAGAUUCUGCCCUUACUCUCCUGAAGUUGCCGAUAAUAGGCUACACGAGGAGUCGGCAACCUUUCUCAUGUGGAAUGCCAAUUUAUUUUACAGUUUCUACCGAUCUGCAUGGCAGUUAUGGUUUUCAUAUGCACAUUUUCGUGGAACAGUUUAGUUUAAUUUAUAAUAACGUCUUCAUAUCUCAAAAUCAUUGUCAUGUGGUUAAUCAAAAUUCUAUCAAUGAAAAUGAUUCAAACCUAAAAAUUGUCUUCUAUUGCCAUUGCAAACUAAUGUAAAAAAAUAGCCUACAUUUUACAUUUACAUUUUAGUCAUUUAGCAGACGCUCUUAUCCAGAGUGACUUACAGUUAGUGAGUGCAUAAAUUUUUCAUACUGGACCCCCGUGGUAAUCAAACCCACAAUCCUGGCGUUGCAAGCGCCAUGCUCUACCAACUGAGCUACAGGAGGGCCAACAAAUAAAAACAUUGCAGCCUACAGGUAGAAAAUAUCCUGAUAAAAAUAAAUAUCCUAUAAAUCACAUUGGCUACACAUGGCCUGUCUGCAACGAAGUUGAAACAUUGUAUUAACUAUUAACUUGGGUCAGGCCUGAAGCUUGCACUAGUGAACUUGCAACAUUGUAUAAAAUAUUCUGGGCCCUCAGUUUCCCUCACCAGUGAGCUCAGGACAGACACAGCUGUAGGCUAUUUGCGCAAGGGAUAAGAAGCUUGGGCAGGAGCUCACUUGAGCUGAUUACCGGCACCUCAAAUGUUCUACUGCUUGAGCUCCUGUAUCUCUUAUAGAGUAUUAGCUCAAAAGUACACGCAUUUAGCAGAUGUUAUAGCGGUGUAGUGAAAUGCUUGUGCUUCUAGCUCCGACAGUGCAGUAAUAUCUAACAAUUACACAACAUAUACCCAAUACACACAAAACUAAUAAGGAAUGGGAUUUAAGAAUAUAUACAUGGACAAGCAAUGACAAAGCGGCAUGGACUAAGAUACAGUAGAAUAUUAUAGAAUAUAAUGCAGUAGAUACAUAUGAGAUGAGUAGUGCAAGAUAUGUAAACAUUAUUAAAGUGACUAGUGUUCCAUUUCUUAAAGUGGCCAGUGAUUUUUCAAUAGGCAGCAGCAGCCUCUAAUGUGCUAGUGAUGGCUAUUUAACAGUCUGAUGGCCUUGAGAUAGAAGCUGUUUUUCAUUCUUUCGGUCCCAGCUUUGAUGCACCUGUACUGACCUCGCCUUCUGGAUGAAGGCAGUGGCUCGGGUGGUUGAUGUCCUUGAUGAUCUUUUUGGCCUUCCUGUGACAUCGGGUGUUGUAUGUGUCUUGGAGGGCGGGUAGUUUGCCCCCGGUAAUGCGUUCGGCAGACCGCACCACCCUCUGGAGAGCACUGCGGUUGUGGGCGGUGCUGUUGCCGUACCAGCCGGUGAUACAGCCCGACAGGAUGCUCUCAAUUGUAUAAUAAUAGUAUAAUAUGCCAUUUAGCAGACGCUUUUAUCCAAAGCGACUUACAGUCAUGCGUGCAUAAUUGUUUUUUUUUUGUGUAUGGGUGGUCCCGGGGAUCGAACCCACUACCUUGGCGUUACAAGCGCCGUGCUCUACCAGCUGAGCUACAGAGGACCACUUUUGUGCAUCUGUAAAAGUUUGUGAGGGUUUUAGGUGCUAAGCCAAAUUUCUUCAGCCUCCUGAGGUUGAAGAGGCUCUGUUGCACCUUCUUCACCACACUGUCUGCGUGGGUGGACCAUUUCAGUUUGUCGGUGAUGUGUACGCCAAGGAACUUGAAGCUUUCCACCUUCUCCACUGCGGUCCCAUCCAUGUGGAUAGGGGGGUGCACCCUCUGCUGUUUCCUGAAGUACACGAUCAUCUCCUUUGUUUUGUUGAUGUUGAGUGAGAGGUUAUUUUCCUGGCACCACACUCCCAGAGCCCUCACCUCCUCCCUGUAGGAGGUCUCAUCACUGUUGGUAAUCAAGCCUACUACUGUUGUGUCGUCUGCAAACUUGAUGAUUGAGUUGGAGGCGUGCUUGGCCAUGCAGUCAUGGGUGAACAGGGAGUACAGGAGGGGGCUGAGCACGCACCCUUGUGGGGCCCCAGUGUUGAGGAUCAGCGAAGUGGAGAUGUUGUUUCUUACCUUCAACAGCUGGGGCGGCCCGUCAGGAAGUCCAGGACCCAGUUGCACCGGGCAGGGUUCAGACCCAGGGCCUUAAGCUUAAUGAUGAGCUUGGAGGGUACUAUGGUGUUGAAUGCUGAGCUAUAGUCAAUGAACAGCAUUCUUACAUAGGUAUUCCUCUUGUCCAGAUGGGAUAGGGCAGUGUGAUGGCGAUUGCAUCGUCUGUGGAUCUAUUGGGGCGGUAAGCAAAUUGAAGUGGUUCUAGGGUGGCAGGUAAGGUAGAGGUGAUAUGAUCCUUGACUAGUCUCUCAAAGCACUUCAUGAUGACAGAGGUGAGUGCUACAGGGCGAUAGUCAUUUAGUUCAGUUACCUUUUCUUUCUUGGGUACAGGAACAAUGGUGGCCAUCUUGAAGCAUGUGGGAACAGCAGACUUGGAAAGGGAGAGAUUGAAUAUGUCCAUAAACACACCAGCCAGCUGGUCUGCGCAUGCUCUGAAGACGCGGCUAGGGAUGCCGUCUGGGCCGGCAGCCUUGUGGGGGUUAACAUGCUUAAAUGUCUUAAUCACGUCGGCCACGGAGAAGGAGAGGCCACAGUCCUUGGUAGUGGGCCUCGUCAGUGGCACUGUGUUAUCCUCAAAGCGGGCGAAGAAGGUGUUUAGCUUGUCUGGAAGCAAGACGUCGGUGUCGGCGACGUGGCUGGUUUUCUUUUUGUAGUCCGUGAUUGUCUGUAGACCCUGCCACAUACGUCUCGUGUCUGAGCCAUUGAAUUGCGACUCCACUUUGUCUCUAUACUGAUGUUUUGCCAGUUUAAUUGCCUUGCAAAGUGAGUAGCUCCACUGUUUGUAUUCUGCCAUAUUCCCAGUCACCUUGCCAAAUUACAAACAUUGUAGAUUAGGAAUUAACGGUAAAUGUACUACUGGUGAUAUAUGUAAUAAAGAAUUGAUAUACACGAACAAUCAAAUGCAAAAAAUUCACACAAUUAAGUUAUGAAACAAUGAAUGUGCACAAAUUGGCGGGAGAGAGAGUAUUCUACAGAGAGAAGUACACUUUGCAUCUGUGCGCAUGGUCAAUCCGACUUCUGCAUUGGCCAUCAGCAUUUAUGGUGAUAUAGCCUCAGCAGAAGUCAGUGCAUUCAUACUUCUUGCGCUUUGCAGAACAGUGUAGAGCUGUUGUCAAGGAAGUUGUCAAGUUGUCAAACAAAUUAUUUAAAUUCCGAGCUAUACAGAGCCCUCCGUAUUGUUACAAAAUGUGGGAGGAGCAUGGUGAUGCGUUACAGAGUUUGAUUUGGCCUCUGCAUGCUUCUGGAGGCUCCGCAAUUGCAUCACACCCUUUUAGUCUAGGGCGCCGCAAUGGAUUAGUUCACGGAGAUGGGUGCAAAUAUACACUACUGUUCAAAGGUUUGGGGUCACUUAGACAUUUCCUUGUUUUCCAUGAAAACAUACAGUGGGGAGAACAAGUAUUUGAUACACUGCCGAUUUUGCAGGUUUUCCUACUUACAAAGCAUGUAGAGGUCUGUAAUUUUUAUCAUAGGUACACUUCAACUGUGAGAGAUGGAAUCUGGGGCUCCAUGCAAGAUCUCACCUCGUGGGGCAUCAAUGAUCAUGAGGAAGGUGAGGGAUCAGCCCAGAACUACACGGCAGGACCUGGUCAAUGACCUGAAGAGAGCUGGGACCACAGUCUCAAAGAAAACCAUUAGUAACACACUACGCCGUCAUGGAUUAAAAUCCUGCAGCGAACGCAAGGUCUCCCUGCUCAAGCCAGCGCAUGUCCAGGCCCGUCUGAAGUUUGCCAAUGACCAUCUGGAUGAUCCAGAGGAGGAAUGGGAGAAGGUCAUGUGGUCUGAUGAGACAAAAAUAGAGCUUUUUGGUCUAAACUCCACUCGCUGUGUUUGGAGGAAGAAGAAGGAUGAGUACAACCCCAAGAACACCAUCCUAACCAUGAAGCAUGGAGGUGGAAACAUCAUUCUUUGGGGAUGCUUUUCUGCAAAGCGGACAGGACGACUGCACCGUAUUGAGGGGAGGAUGGAUGGGGCCAUGUAUCAUGAGAUCUUGGCCAACAACCUCCUUCCCUCAGUAAGAGCAUUGAAGAUGGGUCGUGGCUGGGUCUUCCAGCAUGACAACGACCCGAAACACACAGCCAGGGCAACUAAGGAGUGGCUCCGUAAGAAGCAUCUCAAGGUUCUGGAGUGGCCUAGCCAGUCUCCAGACCUGAACCCAAUAGAAAAUCUUUGGAGGGAGCUGAAAGUCCGUAUUGCCCAGCGGCAGCCCCGAAACCUGAAGGAUCUAGAGGUCUGUAUGGAGGAGUGGGCCAAAAUCCCUGCUGCAGUGCGUGCAAACCUGGUCAAGUCCUACAGGAAAUGUAUGAUCUCUGUAAUUGCAAACAAAGGUUUCUGUACCAAAUAUUAAGAUCUGCUUUUCUGAUGUAUCAAAUACUUAUGUCAUGCAAUAAAAUGCAAAUUAAUUACUUAAAAAUCAUACAAUGUGAUUUUCUGGGUUUUUGUUUUAGAUUCCGUCUCUCACAGUUGAAGUGUACCUAUGAUAAAAUUUACAGACCUCUACAUGCUUUGUAAGUAGGAAAACUUGCAAAAUCGGCAGUGUAUCAAAUACUUGUUCUCCCCACUGUACAUACAUACAUACAUACAUACAUACAGUGAGGGGAAAAAAGUAUUUGAUCUCCUGCUGAUUUUGUACGUUUGCCCACUGACAAAGACAUGAUCAGUCUAUAAUUUUAAUGGUAGGUUUAUUUGAACGGUGAUAGACAGAAUAACAACAAAAAAAUCCAGAAAAACGCAUGUCAAAAAUGUUAUGAAUUGAUUUGCAUUUUAAUGAGGAAAAUAAGUAUUUGACCCCUCUGCAAAACAUGACUUAGUACUUGGUGAUAAAACCCUUGUUGGCAAUCACAGAGGUCAGACGUUUCUUGUAGUUGGCCACCAGGUUUGCACACAUCUCAGGAAGGAUUUUGUUCCACUCCUCUUUGCAGAUCUUCUCCAAGUCAUUAAGGUUUCGAGGCUGACGUUUGGCAACUCGAACCUUCUGCUCCCUCCAGAUUUUCUAUGGGAUUAAGGUCUGGAGACUGGCUAGGCCACUCCAAGACCUUAAUGUGCUUCUUCUUGAGCCACUCCUUUGUUGCCUUGGCCGUGUGUUUUGGGUCAUUGUCAAGCUGGAAUACCCAUCCACGACCCGUUUUCAAUGCCCUAGCUGAGGGAAGGAGGUUCUCAACCAAGAUUUGAUGGUACAUGGCCCCAUCCAUCGUCCCUUUGAUGCGGUGAAGUUGUCCUGUCCCCUUAGCAGAAAAACACCCCCAAAGCAUAAUGUUUCCACCUCCAUGUUUGACGGUGGGGAUGGUGUUCUUUGGGGUCAUAGGCAGCAUUCCUCCUCCUCCAAACAUGGCGAGUUGAGUUGAUGCCAAAGAGCUCCAUUUUGGUCUCAUCUGACCACAACACUUUCACCCAGUUCUCCUCUGAAUCAUUCAGAUGUUCAUUGGCAAACUUCAGACGUGCAUGUAUAUGUUCUUUCUUGAGCAGGGGGACCUUGCGGGCGCUGCAGGAUUUCAGUCCUUCACGGCGUAGUGUUACCAAUUGUUUUCUUGGUGACUAUGGUCCCAACUGCCUUGAGAUCAUUGACAAGAUCCUCCUGUGUAGUUCUGGGCUGAUUCCUCACUGUUCUCAUGAUCAUUGCAACUCCACGAUGUGAGAUCUUGCAUGGAGCCCCAGGCCGAGGGAGAUUGACAGUUAUUUUGUGUUUCUUCCAUUUGCGAAUAAUCGCACCAACUGUUGUCACCUUCUCACCAAGCUGCUUGGCGAUGGUCUUGUAGCCCAUUCCAGCCGUGUUUAGGUCUACAAUCUUGUCCCUGACAUCCUUGGAGAGCUCUUUGGUCUUGGCCAUGGUGGAGAGUUUGGAAUCUGAUUGAUUGCUUCUGUGGACAGGUGUCUUUUAUACAGGUAACAAGCUGAGAUUAGGAGCACUCCCUUUAAGAGUGUGCUCCUAAUGUCAGCUCAUUACCUGUAUAAAAGACACCUGGGAGCCAGAAAUCUUUCUGAUUGAGAGGGGGUCAAAUACUUUUUUCCCUCAUUAAAAUGCAAAUCAAUUUAUAACAUUUUUGACAUGCAUUUUUCUGGAUUUUUUUGUUGUUAUUCUGUCUCUCAAUGUUCAAAUAAACCUACCAUUAAAAUUAUAGACUGAUCAUUUCUUUGUCAGUGGGCAAACAUACAAAAUCAGCAGGGGAUCAAAUACUUUUUUCCCUCACUGUAUAUGUAUAUAUAUAUAUAUGUGUGUGUGUGUGUAUGUAUGUGUGUGUAUAUAUAUCUAUGUAUAUAUGUAUAUAUACACUGCUCAAAAAAAUAAAGGGAACACUUAAACAACACAAUGUAACUCCAAGUGAAUCACACUUCUGUGAAAUCAAACUGUCCACUUAGGAAGCAACACUGAUAGACAAUACAUUUCACAUGCUGUUUUGCAAAUGGAAUAGACAACAGGUGGAAAUUAUAGGCAAUUAGCAAGACACCCCCAAUAAAGGACUGGUUUUGCAGGUGGUGACCACAGACCACUUCUCAGUUCCUAUGCUUCCUGGCUGAUGUUUUGGUCACUUUUGAAUGCUGGCGGUGCUUUCACUCUAGUGGUAGCAUGAGACGGAGUCUACAACCCACACAAGUGGCUCAGGUAGUGCAGCUCAUCCAGGAUGGCACAUCAAUGCGAGCUGUGGCAAGAAGGUUUGCUGUGUCUGUCAGCGUAGUGUCCAGAGCAUGGAGGCGCUACCAGGAGACAGGCCAGUACAUCAGGAGACGUGGAGGAGGCCGUAGGAGGGCAACAACCCAGCAGCAGGACUGCUACCUCCGCCUUUGUGCAAGGAGGAGCAGGAGGAGCACUGCCAGAGCCCUGCAAAAUGACCUCCAGCAGGCCACAAAUGUGCAUGUGUCUGCUCAAACGGUCAGUAACAGACUCCAUGAGGGUGGUAUAAGGCCCCGACGUCCACAGGUGGGGGUUGUGCUUACAGCCCAACACCGUGCAGGACGUUUGGCAUUUGCCAGAGAACACCAAGAUUGGCAAAUUCGCCACUGGCGCCCUGUGCUCUUCACAGAUGAAAGCAGGUUCACACUGAGCGCGUGACAGACGUGACAGAGUCUGGAGAUGCCGUGGAGAACGUUCUGCUGCCUGCAACAUCCUCCAGCAUGACCGGUUUGGCGGUGGGCCAGUCAUGGUGUGGGGUGGCAUUUCUUUGGGGGGCCGCACAGCCCUCCAUGUGCUCGCCAGAGGUAGCCCGACUGCCAUUAGGUACCGAGAUGAGAUCCUCAGACCCCUUGUGAGACCAUAUGCUGGUGCGGUUGGCCCUGGGUUCCUCCUAAUGCAAGACAAUGCUAGACCUCAUGUGGCUGGAGUGUGUCAGCAGUUCCUGCAAGAAGAAGGCAUUGAUGCUAUGGACUGGCCCGCCCGUUCCCCAGACCUGAAUCCAAUUGAGCACAUCUGGGACAUCAUGUCUUACUCCAUCCACCAUUAUUAUUAUUAAUAAAUGCCCUUCAUUUCUUUCAUUGAGACUUGGUUUUUAGAUUCACCAUUGAUAGCACCGAUCCUACUCAUGUCAAAUAAAUGCUGUUAGGCUACUUGAUGAGCAACUUGUCGAAUUAAGACCUAUUUUUACAGGCACUCUGCUCUCAUUGUCUUCAAAAGUAGGUUACCCUACUCCAUGACCCUCUUGUGUAUUGGGAAUGUGGUUCACUAUUAGCUAGUUUAGGGGCAUUUUGACAGUGACAGUUUUUUGCACUAGCACUACACAGCUGAUUCAAAUAAGGACAUCAAUCUUUGAUUAUUUGAAUCAGCUGUGUAGUGCUAGGGCAAUAACCAAAACGUGCACCCCUUGUGAUCCCCGGGACCAAGUUUGGCAUAUGCUGUUUUAGAGAAUUUGGCAGUAUGUCCAACUGGCCUCACAACCACAGACCACUUGUAAGUCAUCGUGUGGGCGAGAGGUUUGUUAAUGCCAAUGUUGUGAACCGAGUGCCCCAUUGUGGCUGUGGGGUGAUGGUAUGGGCAGGCAUAAGGUACGGACAACGGACACAAUUGCAUUUUAUCUGUAGCAAUUUGAAUGCACAGAGAUACCAUGACGAGAUCCUGAGGCCCUUUGUCAUGCCUUUCAUUCACUGCCCUCGCCUCAUGUUUCAGGAUCGUAAUGCACGGCCCCAUGUCACAAGGAUCUGUACACAAUUCCUGGAAGCUGAAAAUGUCCCAUACUCACCAGACAUGUCACGCAUUGAGCAUGUUUGGGAUGCUCUGGAUUUAUGUGUACGACAGCGUGUUCCAGUUCCCGCCAAUAGCCAGCAACUUCGCACAGCCAUUGAAGAGGAGUGGGACAACAUUCCACAGGCCACAAUCAACAGCCUGAUCAACUCUAUGCGAAGGAGAUGUCGCACUGCAUGAGGCAAAUGGUGGUCACACCAGAUGCUUACUGGUUUUCUGAUCCACGUCACUACCUUUUUUAAAGGUAUCUUUGACCAACAGAUGCAUAUCUGUAUUCCCAGUCAUGUGAAAUCUAUAGAUUAGGGCCUAAUGAAUUUUUCAAUUGACUGAUUAACUUUGUAAAAUCUUUGAAAUUGCUGCAUGUUGCGUUUCAUUUUUGUUCAGUUUGUAGCCUGGCAGGUUGUAAUGAAGUUUUGACAGCCACCAGGGAUGAAGGCGAUAGCGCUCCAUUCCUAACUUUACAGCUGGAGUUGGCACAGUUAUUAAGGCUGGGGUUUUAUCAGAAUGUUUGGAGGGAUAAAGCUAGAAAUAAGUAGCUGCUCUUCCAGUGUUUAAUGUAGUCCCUAGCCUCUUGUCCCUAUGGUGGCGCUAGUAUGAUUAUGCAGAGCAUAGUGAGUAUAUUGUGUAUAGAGAGAGUGUGCUGGCUAGGUGGCCUCCCCUGUUCCAUGAGGGCCAUAGCAGAGACUCUUGCCCAGCAGCGUUCACAACUAAACCCCCACUGUAGAACUGAUCAAAAUAGUUUUCCCAUUUUUGGACGUGCUUUUUUCAGGUCUCAAGCAAUUCGUCUCUCUCCUCCCCCCCCCCCCCCCGUCUAGCACUGAGGAGGCCCAAGGGUCUGUUUACAUGUCUGUCAAAACUCUGUCCUUUGGAGAAGGAAUUAAUCAGGGGCUCUUGUUUGUACAGUAGGCCAUCUUUUUUUUUGUCUGGCUACAUAAAGUAGUUCAUAUAUACUAGUUUAUAUACUGUAAAACUACAUCAAAAGAACAAGCCAUUUUACAUUCUGCUUUCUUAAUCAACCACCCUGCCUAAAGCAAUUUAUCAAUAUAAUUUGGAAUCCCUGCGUGUUGUUCUUUCAGACCGACAGUAGGAUACGCUGAUACCCUCUUCUCAGCCGUAGCUAAUAAAUGUCAAGAUCCUUUAAUGAGCUCUUGGGACUGUCCCUUUCAGUGGUGCGAAGAGUAUUUUGGAAUUUAUGUUGUACUUUUGUUUUACUGGCAAUUACCAAAGCCCUAUGUUAGUGGAAAGAAUGAGCUACCUUCUAUUUUUGUCCCCCGCACUAGUUCAGUGGAACAUUAAUAUUGUUUUACAUAUCAUUUUCUCUCAGCUGUUAUCCAGCAAAUGUUUAAUUUGUCACUAGUCUACAUUCUGCACAUAUGAGUGAGCCAGUGGUUUCACGUGUGUGUCUGGAGAAUUGGACAUGCCCUGUGAACAUCAGUAGUGUUGUGACCCUCUUGCUCAUGAAAUAACUUGAGUUUGAUAAAGCCGUUCUGUCUUCAAAGGUUUGUACUGCACCAAAAUGUUUAACAUCUCUUGACUCAAUUAUGCCUUCAAAAUGUCAAAUUGCCCCAUCCUCAUGCACCUUAUGCCUAAUUUGUUUAGAUGUCUUGUGCUUAAUCUGUGAACUACAGGUUAGAAUGUAAUCCAUUCACUAAAGGUAUCCUCCUUCAGUAUAAUCCACUCAACUCAGCCCUGCUCUAGUUGUACUUAAAGGAAAGGUUCACCCAUUUUGAAUGUUAUAUUGUUUUUGUGCAUCUACGAUGUUCUAUCAAUUCCCUGGGUCAUUUCAUGUUUUAACGUGUAUCUGAGUUAUUGCCUUUCAAGCAGGCAGAAAUCCGGCCGGUAUGACGUAGCACUGUGAUAAAGUCGCUAGCACUACACUGAAAGGUAAUAGGAAUAUUACUUUUAGUUUGCAAAAACGGCUAUCAUACAUGUCCGAUUUCAAUACUGGCCGAUGUCAUAACUUGGGAGGAUGUUUUCUCUCGAAUGAGCCAUUGAUCAUAUUUUUGCGAUAUUCCUACCUCGAGAAAUUUGUAAUUUAACGGAGGGUCUAGCACAUUUUUCCUAUUUGUCUGCCUCUUCUGUCCAGGGUGCAUUGCAUGGUGCCGUUGCUAGAGAUAUUAUAGGAAACGUAUAACGCCUCACCUAGCAGACUGUCGUCUAAUCAUGUUCACGUUGUUAUGCUGCGUCACGCGGUUGCUAAGCUAACCGUCACGCAAUCCCUUCUCAAAGUCAAGUGUAUACAGUUGAAGUCGGAAGUUUACAUACACCUUAGCCAAAUACAUUUAAACUCAGUUUUUCACAAUUCCUGACAUGUAAUCCUAGUAAAGGUUCCCUGUCUUAGGUCAGUUAGGAUCACCACUUUAUUUUAAGAAUGUGAAAUGUCAGAGUAAUAGAAUGAUUUGUUUCAACUUUUAUUUCUUUCAUCACAUUCCCAGUGGGUCAGAAGUUUACAUACACUCAAUGAGUAUUUGGUAGCACUGCCUUUAAAUUGUUUCACUUGGUCAAAAGUUUCGGGUAGCCUUCCACAAGCUUCCCACAAUAAGUUGGGAAUUUUGGCACAUUCCUCCUGACAGAGCUGGUGUAACUGAGUCAGGUUUGUAGGCCUCCUUGCUCACACACACUUUUUCAGUUCUACCCACACAUUUUCUAAGCUGUUUAAAGGCACAGUCAACUUAGUGUAUGUGAACUUCUGACCCACUGGAAUUGUGAUUUUAUUUUAUUUUUUAUUUCACCUUUAUUUAACCAGGUAAGCCAGUUGAGAACAAGUUCUCAUUUACAACUGCGACCUGGCCAAGAUAAAGCAAAGCAGUGCGAUUAAAAACAACAACACAGAGUUACAUAUGGGUUAAACAAAACAUUAAGUCAAAAAUACAAACAGAAAAUAUAUAUACAGUGUGUGCGAAUGUAGUAAGUUAUGGAGGUAAGGCAAUAAAUAGGCCAUCGUGCAAAAUAGUUACAAUUUCGUAUUAACACUAGAAUGAUAGAUGUGCAAAAGAUGAUGUGCAAAUAGAGAUACUGGGGUGCAAAUUAGCAAAAUAAAUAACAAUAUGGGGAUGAGGUAGUUGGGUGGGCUAAUUUCAGAAUGGCUGUGUACAGGUGCAGUGAUACAGUGAAUUAUAAGUGAAAUAAUCUGUCUGUAAACAAUUUUUGGAAACAUUACUUGUGUCAUGCACAAAGUAGAUGUCCUAACCGACUUGCCAAAACUAUAGUUUGUUAACAAGAAAUUUGUGGAGUGGUUGAAAAAUGGUUUUAAUGACUCCAAUCUAAGUGUAUGUAAACUUCCGACUUCAACUGUAUGUCGAGAAACGUGCCUGUUUUCCUAGAAAGUGCGUAAUGUCAAGAUUCCAAAGCUAUACGAUAUUACAGAUGGCAAGUUAAUUUUCUCACAUCUCAGAAAAUAUUUUCAAUGUUUUACUUCUUGUUAACGCCCAGAAUACACCGCACAGCCCAUUUGACUAGCAUGGGCAACGUUUCCCAUCUCCUCAAAAGUAUAUCUGCUGUUGCGAAUGCCAGACUCCACUCUGAGGCACAUCGAUCAGCAGGUUGAAAUAGUGAGAAUGUAGACUCCUAAAUUGAUUUUACAGGCAAUUUUACAGCUAACUAGCUACUUUACAUGCUGAUAUUGUCUUUGGUAUUAUUGUGUGUAGCGAUGUUUGCUUGCUAGCUAGCCAGCCAGACAGCCCAUAGAGAGAGCAUUGCAUUGUGGAUUUUGUAGUUGACUUGAGCUGCAACAGAUUUCCACAACAGUUUUCCAUGUUGAUACCAACCUUAUUAUAACACCAAAAUGAAACAUUUAUUCACAGAAAAUAUUGUUCUCACAUAUGAGUGUUAUUUAACACUGUAAAUUAAAGGAAUUAGUGGUUUUGAGUGGAUUUUUCCUUUAAUGGUCUCUCCCCCCCAUUAUGUUUGUUUUUCUCCACAGUUGGCGACAAAGUUCCUGCAGAUAUUCGACUCACAUCCAUCAAAUCCACAACCCUGAGGGUGGACCAGUCCAUUCUGACAGGUGAGAUCUAGGCCUUGGCCUCGUUUCUUUUCAACCUGCUUGUCGAACAUCUCAUUCCAAAAUCAUGGGCAUUAAUAUGUAGUUGGUCCCCCCUUUGCUGCUAUAACAGCCUCCACUGUUCUGGGAAGGCUUUCCACUAGAUGCUGGAACAUUGCUGCAGGGACUUGUUUCCUUUCAGCCGCAACAGCAUUAGUGAGGUCGGGCACUGAUGUUGGGUCGAUUAGACCUGGCUCCCAGUUGGCGUUCCAAUUCAUCCCAAACGUUUUCGAUGGGGCUGAGGUCAGGGCUCUGUGCAGGCCAGUCAAGUUCUUCCACACAUAUUUCGACAAACCAUUUCUGUUUGGUCCUCGCUUUGUGCACUGGGGCAUUGUCAUGCUGAAGCAGGGAAGGGUCUUCCCCAAACUGUUGCCACAAAGUUGGAUGCCAGAAUUGUCUAGAAUGUUAUUGUAUGCUUUAGUGUUAAGAUUUCCCUUCACUGGAACUAAGGGGCCUAGCCCGAACCAUGAGAAACAGCCCAGACAUUAUUCCUCCUCCACCAAACUUUACAGUUGGUACUAUGCAAACCACUUCACGGCUGAGCCGUUGUUGCUCCUAGACGUUUCCACUUCACAAUAACAGCACUUACAGUUGACCGGGGCAGCUCUAGCAGGGCAGAAAUUUGACGAACUGACUUGUUGGAAACGUGGCAUCCUAUGACGGUGCCACGUUGAAAGUCACUAGGCAAUUCAGUAAGGCCAUUCUACUGCCAAUGUUUUUCUAUGGAUAUUGCAUGGCUGUGUGCUCGAUUUUAUACACCUGUCAGCAAUGUUGUGGCUGAAAUAGCCGAAUCCACUAAUUUGAAGGGGUGUCCACGUACUUUUGUAUAUAUAGUGUAGUUUUAAACAUUCCUUGCCAUUGCUCCUGCAUCCAUAAAAGCACAGCAAGAACACAAUGUUACAGGCAUUUACAAUAUUAAUCUUAUUUAGGUUUGCUAUAUCUUUGUGUAGAACUUGUAUGUAGUUGCCGGUGUUUGUGAGUUGUGUUAUAUGGGCUGAUGAAUGACUCCGGGUUGAGUCACCACUUGAGAAUGACAUUGAAACAGUCAGUGUGAGAACAAGAGAAUUUCUCUCUCCGAAUGACUCCCUGAACCUUUAUUCAAGAAGAGGUCAGCAGUUCUUAGUCAAUACAGUAUAGAGAGGGAGGAGAAUGAGGAGAGGCUGACAGAGGGAGAGAGCGAUAUGGAAGCGAGAGGGAAGAGGGUUAUGAGAAGCUAGUCCUGAAACCCCGGUCUUGCUCCACUGCCUUAAUUGGUAGCGGAGUUUGUGGUAUUUCAGCUGCUUUUCCCUCUCCUCCCAUUAAUGGCUAUAAUCUGUGAAAAACAGUCUGUCUCAGCCUAUCAGAACAGUGCAGAGCUUGCUCAGCUGAUUACCCACUAGGCCUUGCAUCCCCCUGCAGUGCAGACUCAGGAGUGUGAAAGUCCCCUCGGAUGCAGCAUUUUGUAAUUGGCAGCCCUGCUCAGUCAGCUGUGAAGGCAAUUCACACCCAUCUUCCCCAAAAUGUCAACCCAUCACCACAUUGCUCUGUGUAAGGGCGGCGUUGUUUGAUCGUCCUCAUCCCUCUCUUUCUCUCCUCCUGCAGGGGAGUCUGUCUCUGUGAUCAAACACACUGACCCGGUACCUGACCCCCGGGCUGUAAACCAGGACAAGAAGAACAUGCUCUUCUGUGUGAGUAUCUAGAAAACCAUUAAAGACCUCUCUCCCCCAUUCCCCUUUCACCUUCUAUUGUCUCUUCAGUACAUGAUCCUCUUUCAAGUUUAGCUAACCCAAUAAUUAUAAUCUCCUUUUCUCCCCCUUUCCCUUAUCUCCGUUACAUGUUCCUCUCUGGGAUUUUGAUGUCAGACCUCUUAUCCUUAACCCCUCGUCCUCUUCUUCUCCAGUGUUUUACUGUUCGUCCCCCACUUGUUCAGGUCCCCAGUGUAUUUCAGGUGUCCCCAGUGUUAUUACAACCCUCAGCAGUGUACACCUGUUGUCUCACCACCUCUCCUCUCUCCUUCACAGGGUACAAACAUAGCAGCGGGUAAGGCGGUGGGCGUUGUGGUGGCCACGGGCGUCCACACGGAGAUUGGCAAGAUCCGGGACGAGAUGGCGUGCACGGAGCAGGAGCGUACGCCUCUGCAGCAGAAGCUGGAUGAGUUCGGGGAGCAGCUGUCUAAGGUAAUCUCCCUGAUCUGCAUCGCUGUGUGGCUCAUCAACAUUGGCCACUUCAGCGACCCCGUCCAUGGAGGCUCCUGGAUCCGCGGCGCUGUGUACUACUUCAAGAUUGCUGUGGCCCUGGCCGUGGCCGCCAUCCCUGAGGGUAAGAGUCACUAGGAGAGUGGGAAUGAGGAGUGAGGGGAAGCAGUCUAUAAUAUACAGAAAGCAAUACAUUGGGCUCCAGCAUAGUUAGUAUGUCUAACCCCCUCUUAUUGCCAUCUCUCUCUUUACCAGGUCUGCCCGCUGUCAUCACCACCUGUCUGGCUCUAGGAACCCGCCGGAUGGCCAAGAAGAACGCAAUUGUCCGCAGCCUGCCCUCUGUGGAGACCCUGGGCUGCACCUCCGUCAUCUGCUCCGACAAGACUGGCACCCUCACCACCAACCAGAUGUCUGUCUGCAGGGUGAGUCCCCAUCCCCAGAGCAUCAUGGGGAUAUGGGUGGUGGUAUGGUGGGAAGGGUUUUUAGUAGGAAUGGCUGAUGUUUUGUAUUAUGGUUACGUCCAACACUCGGGGUAUUAAAACUAACAUUACCUUAGUAGUGAAAAAUAUUCUUACCUAAAUCAAUGAUUCUAGCCUUGUUUGUGUGCUACUGCUUGGAAACACUUUUACCAUGGAGAAUCCUGGGAAGGUGACAGUGGCAAGUCAAUAUAUGAGACCCAGCCGGUGAGCAUCUGAAGUCCUGCCAGUGGAAAUGCAAAUCUCCAGCUGCUCAAUGCAAAAGCCAUGCAAAAAACACCUCCUCACACCUUGCCUCCUGGGACGAGCUUUCUGCACUGGCAGGGAGGGGUCCAGCUGAGCUAAACAGAGCCUACAGCAGCCUAUUCCACAUUUAUAUUAGCAUGUUUAAUCAGAUGGAGUUUUAGGGCUUUCUGAGCUCAACUUGAUUAGCCUUUGCUAGUUUAUGUAGCAGUAUACCUGCUUAAGGAGAAGGCUAUGUUCUUGGCAACCAUGAACAAUCCAUUCCAGUGAGAACUUUCCCACUGAUUUGGCAUCAGAAACCCCCUGGCAAUAAAGCAGUAUUGACAGCGUCUACUGACAGUGUGGACUUAUCCCCAGGGUAUUGUAGCGGUUGAAAGGCAAAGCAGUAUAAUGAAUGAUUCAUUUAUUUGCUAUCACGGUUUAAAUGAGAUUGGGAAGUGGAGGCUAUGAAAUUAUUCCUAUAUUUAUUGAAUUGCAUCAUAUUAGAUUGAUUAAAUGCAACUGCUGAACACUUUAUGCCAGGGGUAGGCAGCUAGGUUCAGCCACUGGCCGAUCUUUGUCGGUUGCGGAUGGUCGGGAGGCUGAAACAUAAUUCUAAUAAUUUGUACACUGCAAAUUUUGAAAAUAACAAUCAUUUCAUACCUUUAUUACAUUGAGACACAAUCACGUGUCUUUUAUUUGUGGGAACAGAUUUCCUGAAUUGAACAAAUGUUUAGCUGAGUUUCUGGUGAUUUCACUGCCCUCAGAUUGGUGAUGAGUCACACACACAGUCAUUCAUAUUCAGGGGGAUGGGCAACAGGUGGCCCGCGGGCCAAAAUCCCUGAAUAUGGACCAUAAUGCAUUACCACUCCCAAGCCUCUUUCCCCAAUGGUCUUCGACACUGCUGUUCUCUUCCACUGCAUCACUCCUGUAUAAUUUCUAUCUUAUUUUCUGCCGUCUCCUACUAUUCUCACAUUUCAUUCCCUCUUUCUCUUCUUCUUCAUCCUUAUACCUUUCCCUCUUAUCUCCCUCUCAUUCUCUCUUUAAGCAAUAAGGCACCUCGGGGGCUUGUGAUAUAUGGCCAAUAUACCACGGCUAAGGGCUGUUCUUAUUCACGACGCAACAUGGAGUGCCUGGACACAUUUGUUUUAGAUCUCUCCCCCUUCACUCUUUCUAUCUCUUUCUGAUUUUGAGUGGUCUGUGCUGAGAGGGUGUCUGCACGCAAACACAGCACAAGGCACGGCACGCACAACAUUACACAAUACAUUUCCACGCAACACUGCUCAGCAUAAUCAAAACAGCUCAGCAUAACAUGGCAGCAUGGUUCAGUUCUUGGAAUACAGAGGGAGGGGAAAGAUUGGAAGCAGCAUCUUGUUUAAAGAUAACAAAGAAAUUGUUUUCCAAUGCAAAACUUCCUAGCAUAUAUACUUUUGAACUAUUCCUGUACCGAUACUGCAAUAACAGAAUCUGGAAUUCGGCUGCUGUGUAAGACGGGUAACUCUAAAAUUAGCCAGCUGGAGUAGAGGAAUGUUUUUCUUAAUUCAUUGUGUUUUUGGUAAAGCAUCCCUGACGUCACAGCUCUUUUGAAGUCUGUACUGUGCCUCAGGAGGGGAGAAGGGAAAGACAACACCGGUUCAUACUUUUAUUUUGAUAUUUCUCUCCAUCUCUCCAUCCUGCCUUGCUUCUCUACAAAGCCGGCGCCGGGAGAUUAGUCUCACUCUGUGUGUGUGUGCGCGCGUCUUGCGUGUGUGUGUGCGCGUCUUGUGUGUGCGCGUCUUGUGUGUGUGUGUGUGUGUGCACGUCGUGUGUGUGUGUGUGUGCGCGUCCUGUGUGUGUGUGUGCGCGUCCUGUGUGUGUGUGCGCGCGUCCUGUGUGUGUGUGUGCGCGUCCUGUGUGUGUGUGUGUGCGCGUCCUGUGUGUGUGUGUGCGCGCGUCCUGUGUGUGUGUGUAUGUAUGCGCGCGUCCUGUGUGUGUGCGCACGUCCUGUGUGUGUGUGCGCGCGUCCUGUGUGUGUGUGUGUGUGUGCGCGCGUGUCCUGUGUGUAUGUAUGCGCGCAUCCUGUGUGUGUGCGCGCGCGCGUCGUGUGUGUGUAUGUAUGUAUGCGCGCGUCCUGUGUGUGUGUGUGUGUGUGUGUGUGUGUGUGUGUAUGUAUGUAUGUAUGUAUGUAUGUAUGUAUGUAUGCAUGCGCGCGUCCUGUGUGUGUGUCUCUCUGUGGCAUGCCAUCUGUGGAGGCAGGCUUGCCCUAUUACUGCUCUCUGUGUUUCUCUCACUUACAUGCUCCCACUUCUUCUCCAUCUCUCUUUAUCUCCUCUAACCCUAUCCCUGUCUGCUUUUUCUCUCCCGUCUCCUCCUCUCUCUUUCCCUCCCCUGUCCCGCCGUCUGCUGGUAGAGGUCACAUCCACACAUUCAUCCCAGCAUGGACAUAAAUUAGUACCCUUGUCUAGAACACCUCUCCAAGAGACCCAUAGCCACCAGUGUAAAGUGUGCUUAAUCCUUAGUGUUUUUUUCCCAAGGCACAGUAGCAAUUAUUUCAUUAAUUGGGGUUAGGGUUUAUCAGUGCUCUAAUAGUAUUGCAGUUGUCUGAUGUGCUGCCCCCUACUGGGUAGGCUGUGCUACUACUGCAUGUAGAUCAGUGGGCUCAAAUCAAAUUUUAUUGGUCACAUGCGCCAAAUACAACAGGUGUAGACUUUACAGUGAAAUGCUUACUUACGAGCCCGUUCACAACAGUGCAGAGUUCAAAAGUAUGAAAUAUUUGCUCAUUAAAAAAGGAGAUAACACAAUAAAAGCUAACAAGGCUAUAUACAAGGAGUACCAGUACCAAGGCAAUGUGCAGGGGUACGAGGUAAUUGAGGUUAAUACAGUAUGUACAUGUAGUUAGGGGUAAAAGUGACUAGGCAAUCAGGAUAUAUAAUAACCAGAGUAGCAGCAGCGUAUGUGAAGAGAGUCAGGUGCGUGGGUAGAGUCAAGUGAGUGUGCAUAGAGACAGUGCAAGAGAGUCAGUCCCAUAAAAUUAGGAUAAAUAAAUAAUAAAGGGGGUCAAUGUAAAUAGUCCGGGUAGCCAUUUGGUUAACUGUUCAGCAGCUUGGAAGUAGAAGCUGUUCAGGAGCCUUUUGGUCCCAGACUUGGUGCUCCAGUACCGCUUGAGUUGCCAUACCAAGCGGUGGGCAAGAUGCUCUCAAUGGUGCAGCUGUAUAACAUUUUGAGGAUCUGAGGGCCCAUGCCAAAUCUUUUUAGCCUCCUCAGGGAGAAGAGGCGUUGUCCUACCGUCUUCAUGACUGUGUUGAUGUGUUUGGACCAUGAUAGGUCCUUAGUGAUGUGGACACCGAGGAACUUGAAGCUCUCGACCCGCUCCACUACAGCCUUGUCGAUGUGAAUGGGGGUGUGUUCGGCCCUCUGUUUCGGUAUUACGAUAAGCUCCUUUGUCUUGCCCACUUUGAGGGAGAAGUUGUUGUCCUGGCAUCACACUGCAAGGUCUCUGACCUCCCUAUAGGCUGUCUCGAGUGGCAGCUCUAGCCUUUAGCUCAGUGUGGAUGCUGCCUGUAAUCCAUGGCUUCUAGAGCGCCGCCUCUGGAUAAGCAUUUUCUUGUUUGUUUAUGGCCCCUAUACAGCUCCUUGAGUGCGGUCUUAGUGCCAGAAUCAGUUUGUGGUGGUAAAUAGACAGCUGUAAAAAAUACAGAAACUCUUUUUUUAUUUAUUUUGUAUUUAAUUUUUUAGAGUAUGGUUUACAGCUUAUCAUGAGGUAUUGUAACUAAAGUGGGCAGAACCUUGACUUUCUUAAUAUUAGAGAUCGCACACCAGCUGUUGUUGAGAGACUCAACCCCCCCCACGAUCUUACCAGACUGCCGUACUAUUCUGCCGAUGCAUAGAAAAACGAGUUAGAUGUUAUUAUCCAUGUCCUUAUUCAGCCAUGACUCCGAGAAGCAUAGUAUAUUACAGUUCUGGAUGUCCCGUUGAUAGAAUAGUCUCGAACAGAGCUCAUCCAGUUUAUUCUCUAGCAAUUGUACAUUCGCAAAUAGAACAGAGGGUGGAGGCGAUUUUAUUCUCUCGCUGCCGUAGUCUAAUCAAGGUGCCCGCGCGCCGGCCUCUAUAUCGCAGUCUUCGCCUUCCACAAGUGUCGGGGAUUUGGGCCUGGUACAGGAUAAUCAAUGUCUUUCUCCUCCGACUCAUUGAAGUAGAAGUCCUUGUCCAAAUCGAGGUUAGUGGUAGCUAUUCUGAUGUCCAGAAGCUCUUUUCGGUCAUAGGAAACGAUGGCGGAAACAUUAUUUACAAAAAAAGUUACAAUUAGCGGCCAAAAAUACACAGAAUAGCAUAAUUGGUCUGGAGCCCGUAAAAUGUCCGCUUUCCAAAGCAGUGGCAUACAGUGUUAGGUUGAUUCAGGGGAUCUAGAGAACUGCCAGUUGUGUAAAGCCUGUCGCGUGCUUCCAAGUCAAAACAGUUAGUGCAAAUUGUGCAAAUUUUUGUCCAUUUUGGUGUUCGGCUGUUUUUUUUUUUUUCGACUGUUCAUGUAGUUCGGUAGCCAAAGGCUACGCCCCUUCGUCUGUGAUUGGUCAGCUCCUGGUUGGAGAGGGAACUAUGGACAGGAUUCUUCGAUGAAAUGUCAUUCAACGAGAGAUGACUAGUUUUCAUGCACAUUUUUUCACUUGAGAAAUACUGCAUCAAACAUCUUAGUUAAUGUAAAAUUGCGAAACUAAGACGACCUCAGCAAUGCUGUAUGCGGACGCUUUACGUCCAUAAGGAAACGUGUGUGUGUGUGUGUGUGACCUGACACGUUCUCUCCCUGUGUUUGUGUUCUAGAUGUUCAUUAUUGACCAGGCUGCAGGCGAUAGCUGCUCCCUAAAGGAGUUCACAAUCACUGGCUCCACAUACGCACCUGAGGGACAAGUGUGAGUAGACAGACAUACAGAACGAACACACACACGCGCGCGCACACAAUGAAACACACGUGUAGUCACAUUAUCAAUACACCACAACAUACCUGAGCUCACUGUUCCCCCUUUUUCAUGGCUGUUGUCUUUUAUUACAGGUACCAUGAUGGUAAACAAGUGAAGUCCUCCCAGUAUGAUGGCUUGGUAGAGAUGGCCUCCAUCUGUGCCCUGUGUAACGACUCCUCCCUGGAUUACAAUGAGGUUUGUAUCCUUUAUAAACGUCACUGUUAGGUUCCUGCUGGUUGAAAAGGCCCGGUCACAUAAGCCUUUAUCAGUGGUUCAUUUAUUGUUUUGAAUAUCAGUGGUCUUCCCCAUUCUGUUGUGGAUAUACAUGUUUUUUUAGUUGUUCAUUGCUACUAUCUGGUGUGUUUUUUCCUCAGACCAAAGGUGUGUAUGAGAAGGUUGGCGAGGCCACAGAGACUGCCCUUACCUGCCUGGUGGAGAAGAUGAACGUGUUUGACACCGACGUCAAGGGACUGUCCAAGAUCGAGAGAGCCAAUGCCUGCAACUCUGUAAGCCACCAUUGGCUACUCUCUUAAUCCCAACAUGAUUCUCCUGUGAAAGAAUUAUAAAACUGAGUGUUGGUCCCAAAUGUCACCCUAUUACCUUUAUAGUGCACUACUUUUGACCUGAGCCCUAUGGGCCCUGGUGGUCAAAAGUAGUGCACUAUAUAGGGAAUAGGGUGCCAUUUAGGACGCAUACCUGAGUGUGGUCCUAUUCCAUCAGACAUCCCCCAGGUUGUGCUGUUCCACUCCUCCUUGUUAAGGAUGUGUUGGUCUGUGUUUUUUCACUGUGUGGUACAGGUGAUCAAGCAGCUGAUGAAGAAGGAGUUCACCCUGGAGUUCUCCAGAGACAGGAAGUCCAUGUCUGUGUACUGCACCCCCAACAAGGCCCGCUCCUCCAUUGGCAAGAUGUUUGUUAAGGUAAUUAUGAGAAUCCAUCUACAGUUUUUCUCGGAUAGUAGACCAUAUGGACACCUGAGAAAUUCGCUAUAUAGUGCGCUACUUUUGACCAGGGCCCAGUAGGGCACUAUAUAGGGAAUAGGGUGUCAUUUGGGACAUAGUUCUAGAUGCCACAUCAUAAUAACUAUGAUAAAUGAUUUGGAUUUGUGUACUUUACGAGCCAGUGUCAUUUUGUAGUUUAAUGUACAGUAUGUAGUAAAGGAGCAGAGGCUGAUGCUUUAUUUCCUCUAGUUUGAGUUCCUAUCUCUGUCCCUCUUUCUCCAGGGAGCCCCAGAAGGAGUGAUUGACAGGUGCACUCACAUCCGUGUGGGCGGGAACAAAGUGCCCCUGACCCCGGGCAUCAAGGACAAGGUAUUGUCAGUGAUCAGGGAGUACGGGACUGGGCGCGACACACUGCGCUGCCUGGCCCUGGCCACAAAGGACAACCCCAUUGCCAAAGAGAACAUGGUGUUGGAAGACUCAAACCGCUUCAUUGAAUACGAGGUGAGGGAGUGGGGGAUCAUAAUGAAGUGAGAGUGACAGAAAUAGCAGAGCAUUUAUUCAGAGAAAGGACAACCCCAGACACCUUAAAUACUGGGACUUACUGUAUAGGAGAAACGUGAUGAGGCUGCAAAAAUAGUGUAUAUUUCAAAAACGAAAGAUUUCGAUCAUACGGAUGAGGCAUUGUGAGUGAGCCAAAUCCAAGACUCUGGUCUGACUGUCUCUUUCCCCCUGUGUCUCUCCCCAGACGGACCUGACGUUUGUGGGCUGCGUGGGCAUGCUGGACCCUCCCAGGGCCGAGGUGGCUGCCUCCAUCAAGCUGUGCCGCCUAGCCGGCAUCCGCGUCAUCAUGAUCACCGGCGACAACAAAGGCACAGCCGUUGCCAUCUGCCGCCGCAUCGGCAUCUUCAGUGACAAAGACGAUGUCUCCUCCAUGGCCUUCACCGGCCGCGAGUUUGACGACCUGUCACCGGCCGCCCAGCGAGACGCGGUGGUGAACGCCCGCUGCUUCGCCCGCGUGGAGCCGUCCCAUAAAUCCAAGAUCGUGGAGUUCCUGCAGUCCAUGGACGAGAUCACAGCCAUGGUGAGUGAGACAAGGUCCUCCAGAGACCUGCCUCAUCACAUAUGUGAUUUAGUCAAAAGCUCUAAACUUAUCCUGUAGAAAAGUAGUUUAGAUGGCUAACCAUGCCCUGUCCUUUCCCCAUGACCAGACUGGUGAUGGAGUGAACGACGCCCCUGCUCUGAAGAAGGCAGAGAUUGGCAUCGCCAUGGGUUCCGGCACGGCUGUAGCUAAGUCAGCCUCUGAGAUGGUCCUGGCCGAUGACAACUUCUCUACCAUCGUGGCGGCUGUGGAGGAGGGCAGGGCCAUCUACAACAACAUGAAGCAGUUCAUCCGCUACCUCAUCUCCUCCAAUGUGGGAGAGGUUGUCUGGUAAGGGUCAUGGCUUUGUCCCAAAUGGCACCCUAUUUCUAUUUAAAGUUCACUACUUUUGACCAGGGCACUACUUUCGACCCGAUAGGGCACUGGUCAAUAGUAGUGCACUAUAUAGGGAAUAGGGUGGCAUUUGGGACUCACACCCACAUCUCCUCUCUUCAGUGGGAAAAUCAAUAAAAGGUCCUCAGUGCCAGGGUAACAAGCCUCCAUCCUCAUGUAAAUAAUGUUAUUCUACCAUUCCUACAGCAUCUUUCUGACGGCUGCUCUAGGCUUCCCCGAGGCUCUGAUCCCUGUCCAACUGCUGUGGGUUAACCUGGUGACGGACGGCCUCCCUGCCACUGCACUGGGCUUCAACCCCCCCGACCUGGACAUCAUGAACAAGGUCCCCCGCAACGCCCGCGAGCCCCUCAUCUCUGGAUGGCUCUUCUUCAGAUACCUCGCCAUAGGAUGUGAGUUCACCUGCGCUCUGUGGAGAAGAAACCUUCACAGAAGUGAAAUAUUAGUUGAACAAGUGUUUAGGCUGUUGUGUGUAUCUAGAUAGCCAUGUGUGUCUCCUGUGCUCUGCCUCUUUAGGCUAUGUGGGUGUGGCUACAGUUGGUGCUGCUGCCUGGUGGUUCGUCGCUGCUGAGGACGGACCCAGGAUCACCUUUUACCAACUGGUAGGAGAACAAUGCCAAUACAAAGCACACAUACACUCUGAAACGCAGGCGCACGCACACACACAGGCACUCUUACUGAGCGGCUUUUCUCCUCUUCCCACAGAGCCACUUCCUGCAGUGUGGUCCUGAGAACCCAGAGUUUGAGGGUUUGGAGUGUGAGCUGUUUGAGUCCCCCUACCCCAUGACCAUGGCCCUGUCUGUGCUUGUCACCAUCGAGAUGUGCAACGCCCUCAACAGGUCAGACUAUGCCACUACAUCUUUCGUGUUCCUGCUCUCAUUUAAAACUUCCCCACUGUUGAUUUAGGCUUGACAUUAGUAGCAUAAUGUUGUGAAAUUAAUCUGGUACACAUGGUCAAAUGUUGGGCAAAUGGCUCCCAAAUGGGUUUCAAUCAAUGACUUAACCCAGUUCUUCUCUCUGUUUCCCCCAGUGUGUCAGAGAACCAGUCCCUGCUGCGUAUGCCCCCCUGGGAGAACGUGUGGCUGCUGGGAGCCAUCUGCCUUUCCAUGUCCCUGCAUUUCCUUAUCCUCUAUGUGGAGCCCCUGCCGGUGAGACUACCUGCAAUAAUAAUAAACCUGAGGCUACCAGAAAUGAUUUCUAGAACAAUUAAAUGCUAGUGUAACGGGUGGGAUGGGUAGAGAAACUGAAAAAGCAGGAGAGGUUAUCAUCCUCACCCAUGUUGCUAUCCUCUCCUCUACAGAUCAUCUUCCAGAUUACCCCUCUGAACCUGACCCAGUGGCUGAUGGUGCUGAAGCUCUCCCUGCCCGUCCUCCUGCUGGACGAGGUUCUAAAGUUAGCAGCCAGGAACUACAUGGAGAACUACCCUGGUAAAGAGCUGGAGAAGCCCAGCAGCAAAGGCUGCUCUCUCUCUGCAUGCAUGGAGGGCAUCUCCUGGCCCUUUGUGGCCCUCACCCUCCCCCUGGUGCUGUGGAUUUACAGCACCGACACUAACAUGGCAGACAUGUUCUGGUCCUGA
Coregonus sp. 'balchen' is the source of this 53277-nucleotide messenger RNA. Lineage: Eukaryota; Metazoa; Chordata; Actinopteri; Salmoniformes; Salmonidae. The record is from the annotation of a GenBank genome assembly.